GUCUGGCCUUCAUAGCGGGGUUCCGGGGUUGUAGCUUGGAUUUGUGGCGUGGACAAUCUCACUGUAUCUGAGUCUGCCGUUUGGGUCUGAAAACUUAAUUUAUUGAUGGAAUAUUCAUUAGAAUACUCGAUUACUAAAAUAUUCGAUAGCCCAAGUGUGAUCAGAUUGCACCAGAAGUGUUAAAUUGCUGUUGAAUAAGGCAGUGAGGUCUGAAGCUCCACCAGGGGGCGAUGCUGCUGAGGUGACAGCAAUCUGAUGGUCGUUAAGCCCAGCGUGCGUGCGUGUGUGCGUGCAUGCAUACAUGCGUGUGUGUGUGUGUCUGCCGGGGGUCGACUUGGGGGAGGAAGAGGAAAAGAUGACCAUUUCCUGAUGCGGCUAGAAAAUAAAACAAACAGGAAACAAGGAGCACAACUCCCAACGAGGAGCAAGAGGAGGCGGACAGAAAGCAAUCCAUUCAUAUAGGAGAACCAGGAGAACCGAGGGAGCCUAGGAGAACCAAGAGAACCAAGGAGAAACAGGCAAACAGAGGAGACCUGCGGCACAGAUCAGCACAAACAUCUGAACCUCAUAAUAAACACAGUAAAAACCAACAAUAAGAGACACUGUGGAGUACAAACAACCAGCUAAGGGGCUCUCGACCUGGACUCAACACACACAUAUUUACUGUACACAUAAACUCAUUAUCACACACAGUGUGGCAGAGAUGUCAGAGUCCUGAGGAGAAGGCCGGGAUUACUCCUGAUUUCUGCAAAGACUGAAGAAAAAGGUAAGAGCCGCUUCAUCACUCUGUCAUAUUUUACUGAGUGUUGGGAAGCAAAAAUGUCCAACUCCAACUCUGAAAGGUUUGCAUGCUGUGGGAAAUGAUGAUAAAAACAGAGUUGAAUGCUUUGCAAAUUAUUUAAACCAUUAAUUGAGAAAUAGUGAAAAGAAAACUUUAAGAGAUAAAACAGAGAAUUUUAUCCCAACUAAUGAGGUGAAUUUCCGAGAGGUUAAUAACAUGACUGGGUAUUAAAAGGCUGAGUCUCUCAGAUGGAAAGAUGGGAAGAGGUUUAACACUCUGUGAGAGACUGCAUGAGCCAAUGGUUGAACAGUUUCAGAACAAUCUUCCUGAGUGUCAAAUAUGAAAGAGUGAGUGGAUUUCAUCAUCUACAGAACAUAAUAUCAUUGUUUAAAAAGUUUAUAAAAAUCUGGAGAAAUUUCUGUACUAAAGAGAGAAGGACCAAAACCAAGACUGGAUGGUCCUGAUCUUUGAACCCUCAGGCAGCACUGUGUUAAAAAAAAGACAGGACUCUGGAGUGGAAAUCACUGCCUGGACUCAAACACAGUUUGACUGCUGUUUCUCACCAGUUGUUGUUGUCAAAGCUGCAUCAUCUUUUCCUCUACCUCACAAUUCACCUUUGGGAUUCCUCUCUCACUUCAACACUUUGUUUGUAUUGGUUUGUGACUUUUGCACACGCUGUGCUCUAAGCUCUCAUUGGUCAAUGUUUGUGAUGUCACAGAAAAAAAUGUUGGGAUAAAGAGGAGAAAGCAAACAUGUUACACUUUCUGUCAGAGGAUGUGAGGUGUCUCAGGUUUGGUGAUUGUGGUUCACUUUAAAACGUGACAUGAGAUAAAGACAUUGACUUUUAGGACUACUGGUCUCAGGACCCUACAAUGGCUGGAUCAAGCUAUGUACUUGUAAAAAGUUGCCCAAACUUGGCAUGAAACCUAGGGACAAUAACGUACAAUAAUCCUGACAUUGCUGCAGUAGAUUUCCUCAACCUGCAGCAGGGAAACAGGCUGUGAUGGCUCCAGUGUGAACCUUUAGGGCAACUGUACCCAAUCAGAAGGCGCUUACAUACCGACGUUUCAAGGCAACAGGUUAGUUUUUUAAGUUAUAGUUUCAUAACUGCAUUCUUUGCGUGUGCGCUGAUGCUUGUGUGUGUGUGUGUGCCUGCGUGGGGUGUGUGUGUGUGUAUGUGUGUGUGUGUCGUCACUACCACCUAAUCAGCCUGUAUAGACCUUACAAAAGUAAGCCCCUGUGCAAGCUGGAAGGAAGUUAUUGUUAUGUAAUUAAUGAAGUCAGACCUGAGUUCCUGUUUCAGGAAAUUUAACAUCCAGUUUCAUCUGUGAGAGAAACAUGACCAUGAACUGCACCGUGUAUUUACACUGUUUCUUUAUUGCACAUCUCUACAGAAAUGUACUGUUUCUGGACUGCACUUGACUGUCUUUUUUUUUUUACUGCGCUUCUGUCUUUCUUUGUUGCACCUUAUUGCCUCUUUAAUGCAACUUAUUGUACUAUUUACUGUAUGAACAUUCUGAACUUUACUGCACUUUUUACUGCUCUUUACUUUUUUUUAUAGAGCCUAGAUUUCUUCACUGCACUAUACUACCUUUUAUACACUCAUUGAAGAUCUCUUUGCUGUACUUUCCUGACUUUCCUUGACACACCUAACAUCUCGUUCUGUACUUUCUUAACUGCAUCCAUUUUCUCCAAUACAUCUGCCUGCUUUUUACUGUGAUGCACUCACUACUGCACUUGACUGUUUCCUCACUGGAAUUUAAAAGGAUACUCCUGCCAAAUUUAAGUACCCUACACACACCAUAACACCGAGUUAGGCACCCUCUCGAGAGAUGAAUUUUGCAGACCACUUGCUUCUCUAGUUUUACCAACUUUAGUAACGACCACAGGAUAGCAAUACACAGCAUGUCUCCACACACAAACCUCAACCAAAACGCCACUCUAUAGUCACAAAUAAUGCUCAGAACAGCACCUAACUUCAUCCACAGUACAUAUAGGGUCCCAGCUAUAGUACUAGCCACCAAACAUCUUUUUAGCUUUGCCUAAUUUCUUCAGCAAAGAGACCAAGUACAACUCCCCUCCUCUCUUCCAGCAGCCGCUUGUUUGUGGGGGAGCCCUGACAAGUCGAUCACGGAGUGCAGCAGAGUUCUGCAGCUCAAGGAAGAAAAUUUAUGAUCAUUACUUCAUGGAAAUGCAAUCAGACCGAGAUGCUAAGGCAGAAGAACUACUGUGUCUGCAGUGCAAAAUAAUUAUUAUGAUGAUUAUUGCUUCAUGGAAAUGAUUGCAUUUCCAUGAAGUAACAACCGCAUGAUAGCACUUAAAUUUGAUUGAAAUUUAUUAUGUUUCUUUGCUGUACUCUUUAAUCUUUUUAAAUGCACUUAACCAUCCAUUUUUACUUCACCUCAUGCAUGCCCCUGCACUAAUUUUGUGGACAAAGAAAAUAAAAGGUCUGGAUUGAGAAAAAGCAGAAUAAAAUGGCCGAUUCAUCUGAUUAAUUUACCCAGAAAUGAAACCUCUUUUUCCUCAACAUUCAGAGUUUUGUGUUUCAUUUCUUGAAGCUUUAUUAAACCAACAAAAACAGCAACAGCAGCAAAAUAAAGCCCUCAGUCAGACCUUUGACUGUAUCUACUUCUCUUUCUGUGACCCAGUGACCUGAAGAAGCCCAUAAAUACACGUUUGAAAUAUCUGCAGCUGCUGAUUCAGCAGCACAACUUUCCCUUUAAAGAUUGAUUUCAACACUUUCACAAUUCAGAGAAAAUGACUUGAAAUGCUGAUCCUCAUGUUCUGAUUUCACUGCAGAGCCUCAGAAAUACAUUUAACUUUUAGUACCUUUGAAAUAUUCAAACUGUGUAGGGGUUAGCGUUAAGAAAUAAUCAAACAACAAAAUGACCUUACAAAAACUGUAAGACUUUGGUGAUUAUCACAUCUUUAUAACACACAACUUUACAAUAACUUGGGGCUGACCUUUUUGCUGGGAUCAGCAAUUGUCAGGGUUCUGUUUCAGCUGUGGAGCACCUAUUAAUUUGUCUCUGCUAAAGAUGGCUAACAGCUGUCUAACGAUGAAGCCAAAAUAAACAGAUUUGACUGUGAUUAAAUGACAAUAAACUAGUGGUGUGUCGGUCUUGAACGAACGGAUCAAAAGAACUAGUUCUUUUUGAUGAACGAAAUGAACUAGUUCUCCCCCUCCAAAUGACCCGUUCAAACCGUUCAGUUCUUUUGAUUGGCUGAAGAGGGACUGCUUGCCUGUCUUAUCCUAUCGUCGUGCCUCGUUCUGUGUGUGGGUGGGGCUUAGAGAAGCAGCAGCAGUACUACUGAGCUGACUGAAAGACCGGAAUGACCGAGUUGACUGAAAGAACGGGUCAAAUGAACGAAAGACCUAGUUGACUGAAAGAACGGGUCAAAUGAACGAAAGACCGAGUUGAACGAAAGACCGAGUGAACGAAAGAUCCAGACGGAUGAACGAGUUGAACGAAAGACCGAGUUGAACGAAAAGAAAAUGACAAUAAACAGGCUGAAAAGAUUCUGAAAUAACCACACCUGGAUUCUGAUCUGUAAAAAGCCUGAAUGCAGGAUUUUUCAGAUGUGACUGUGAAAUUUGCUGCAAACAACUUGUAAAAUGUUCACCUUUAACAUGGAGUUUGGUGAAAAACAGUUCUGUUGCAACAUCAGAACCAAAGAUUUCCCACGCUGAGAGGCUUUCAAGACACAGCAUAGCAAGAGUAGCUCACGAAUUAGCGUGUAAUCUUGUGAUUGCCUUGGCUUUGUGUGCUUGAAAAAUUAGUUUUACUUUGGGCCUGAACACACCUGCAGAGCAUCAAGAAAAGAGUUUAAACUCAGUUCUUUCAUAAUCUUGUAUAUAAACUCUGGAGACCUCUCUUGAUUGGACUGGAUUUGUAUGGGACAGUGAACGAUGCAGAGCAGACACGUACCCUUAAAACAUGUGUGUAUUUGUAUGUGUGUGUGUGUGUGUGUGUGUGCAGAGUUGUUGAAGAGCGUUAUGAAACAGCCCUCAUGGAGCAGCGGUCUGGGAUCAGAGAGAAGGAGGGAAAGAUUGUGGUGAGAUAAAGAUAUCAGGUGUCUCUUCACGGUACAGAGACUUAAAUGAAGACAUCCUUUGUGAUUUAUGCUCAAGAUAACUGCACUGAUAACACACACACACACACACACACUCUCAUUCUCUCUCUCUCUCACACACACAGACACAUCUCUCCUUUUAAAAGUUGAAGUUAAGUCUGUGCUGUUUGUAGUGCCUCAGAGCAAAAUGACAGGGCUCAGCGUGUGUACAUAUCAACAUGACAUAAUGGGGACAUACAAAUGUUCACACCCUUUUAACGAGGACUCAGUGUUGGCUACUGUAGUAAUGAUCAUUUAAUCAAAUCUGGGGUGUCUGAGUGUGUGCGUGAUACAUACAUAUUUGUUUAUAUGACUUUGCUUGCUCAUGUGGGGACACUUCUUUCUUGAGGGAGCAUUGAUUGUGGUUCCUAUAAAAUCAAUAAUUAAGUUUGAAUGUGAGUGUCACGUGUUGAUGUGUGUGCAUGUAGAUGUGCUGCUAUGAUGAUAACAUAGAGAUUCUACUGCCUAAAAGAGACACAAUCUCAGUCCUUGCAAUAUUACUAAUUUCAGCAGAUCUAUUCUAAGUGUGUGUGUGAGAGAGAGUAGUAGUGAGGGGUCAGACUUGUUGGGAUAGACCUCCUUUAUACUAAAAAGACAUGUUAUUUUUACUUUUAAUAUUAAUUCCAUUGCACAAGGUAUGUGCAGACAGUGAGACCCGUUUAUAUAACACUGUAGGGACGUAAGAUAUUUUUCUCUCCUAUAAUGGGGUCAUAAACUUCUUCCGUAAGUGUUAUUUAUUUGAUCUGCCUUAGUGUGUGUGUGUGUGGUCAUGCAGACAUGUUUAUACAACACUGUGGGGACAUUUAUAUAUAAAUUCCCACAAAAUGGGGACUCUUGCCUUAAAGAGACUUAUCCUUGCUCCUGAUAUGCUGGCACAUGCUGACUUGUUACAUGAUCUCGUUGGGACAUUUAUAUGUUUAUUCUUGUACAAUGAGGCUCAUCCACUUUAAGGAGACAUAAUCUUAGUCUCUAUUGUGUAAAUCACUUAAAAUGAUCUUGUGUGUGUCUUGACAUACUUCAGCAUUAUGGGGGCUCAUCCGCCUCAAGGGGUUAAUCAUUUUGAUAAAUCUGGUGUGUACAUGAAGGUGGAUGUUCAUGUAAACAUGUAUACAUGGACAGUCUGACCUUAUAUACAUAACCCUCUUGGUACAUUAAUAUGUAUAUUGCAACAUUUUCGGGAACUUGACCUCCUUUAAGCUCCUGUGAGGAGUUUUUAGUUUGUGUUGAUUUUGGCACCCUCUGUGGACACAGCAGGCUAAGUCGAGUUUGUCUAAUGUAUUGGCAAGAACUGAUUCAUGACCAGAAACCUCAUUGUACUUUAAAAAUUAAUCAAACAAUCUUCAUUUUUGCAGUGGAUCAUGUGAAAACACCCUAUUAUUAUGAUAGUCAGUCGGUCUCAAACCUACCUCUUACCAGCAGUUUUUCAGACACUAAAGUAACCUCAUAAGUUAAUGGUCUUUUUUGUUUCUUAGGUCAUAGAAGGCAUCUUUUUUUCACAUCACUUUGUUUGAUAACCAGAUAAAAACUUAUCACAAUAGCUUUAAAGGGAAGUCAUUUCAACUUUUUUCAUGUCAAUCAUUCAGUUGAACUGGGGCUCAAUGUGUGGACAUGUAGACAUGUUUACAUGAUGUUUUGGGGACAAACAUAAGGUCUUUCUUACAUAAUGGGGACUUGACUUCUGAAACAGAACACAAGUAAAUUUCCCAUCAACAUAAAUCACUUAACUUCAUCUGUUGCGAAUUAGUGUAUGUAUGAGUGUGUGUUUGGUGACCUCUGUUGAAAGCCCAGUUAAUGAGUAUUGUGUCAGCUCUUUGUGUGAGGUGUGUGUGUGUUUACCAGAUGACUGAUGACUCCCAGCCACAGGAAUGUGACAUACACACAAACACGCACACACACACACACAAUGUUGAAAUAACGUCCUCAUUGAACAGAGUUAUUUCUGUCGGGGAAAUGAUUAGGAAACUGCGAUUAAUAAAAACAAAUAACAGGAUGUAGUUUAAGAUAGAAAGUUAGGGUGUGGCCGAAACCUGGACCCUGAACACCCUCACCCCUUUUUAACUGGAUUGAGAACCACAAUGAACUCUCAGAUGUCCAAUUAUAGAUGAUAAAAGAAAAGGAGAGUUUGGCCUGUACAGUCAAAAAUGACAAACCACUGCACUGCUAAACACAGUGGUAGACCUCCCGCACUAGGAAGUUAAAUUUUACUUUAAUUUAGGUCAGUUUGAACUGUUAACCCCACACCAGCUUUAUUUAUAAGAAUAAAAAUGUUCUGGUGCAAAAAUUUUUUAAAAAAGCGAAACAAACCUUAUAACCAACAGAUGUUUCUCUGAGUGUCUUAAGUGUUGGGUGUUGUGUAACCUUAAGGACACAGAGUGCAGAACACACUGACAUGAUGUUCACUUUCUGAGAUGAUUUUCACACAUACACUUUCCAGACUCUGCACCUGACAUUUUCCAGACUUGUCUAUUUAUGUAUGGACAAAGUCUUUUAGUCAAAGUGAGUGUGUGGUUGCUUAACCAUGCUAAAAAGCAUUAACAAAAACACCCAAGCCAGCUCAUGCUGGCACUCAGAAGCUUGACUUUUGUUGCUGUUCAGGUAAAUUGGGAAAAAUGAUGGGCAUGUGUGAGUACAAGUAUAAGUCUGUAUGUAAGUAAAGCUCAUGCAGUGUAAAAUCACACAAUUUGCUGCAGAUAUUCAGGAUCUGAAGCGUAUUAUUGCCUUUUCUUCUGAAGUAAAAUACAAUAAAAUUAAAUAUUGAUAAAAUAAAUGGAAAUAGAAAUGAAAAAAAAAAUAAUAUGAAAUGUAUCUGUUUUCUUUAAAUCAAUCAAAUUCCAUCAACAAAAACAUUCAUUUUACCUCGCUGAAGGAGUUGCUGGUCUACUGCUGCAUUGAUUCAUCCUUGAGUCUGUGUGGUUUGUCUUUGAGUUUGUACUGCUGGCUGUAAAAAUGUCCUGUAUUGAAAUUUCACCUGUAAAUUCUUGCGUAUAAAAAAAUAAUAUUUAUAGUUAUAUAUUAUUUUCCCCUCAUGGAUAAAGAGGAAACUAAAGAAAUGCCUCAAAGUCCCUCUGUGACUAAAUCACCACUUAAACCUUGUGUUCUGCCCCACUCCCUGAUUGAUUUCGACAUUUCCGACCGCCCCUGAACGCAGCACCAGCACAGCGCAGCAGGCUCUCCUGCCUGCUGUCUCUCACUUAAGCUCGUAGACUUGUUGCGUGUAGUUUGCUGUGUGUCCGAGCUCCGUGCUUUCUCCGGUAACAUCUGACGGUCUGUGUACCCCUCUUGGGACGCUUCAGCCCGGGUUCUGAGGUCAGGUCGAGCCGUUGAUCCGCCACCAUGGCUCCCCGCUGUGAGUACAUAAACCCGGCUGCUGAUAUAGAGAUCUGUGCGUGUUAGAAAAGAGUAUUGAUAUGCAGAAAGUUUAAAACAUGUUACAGUUUAAUUUUAAAUGUUUUAAUUUAUCAAACAGGGGGAUUUCAGAGUUUCAAAGCUCUUAUUCAUUUAUUUAUUUAUUUCUUAACCAAAAAACUGUUUAAAUGAGGAGAAAAUUUAUUGGAGCUGCAGACACAGUGCCCUUCUUGAUUUUACAUUUAAAAUGUUCUGUCAAAUCGUUUAAAUGAGCUGAAUGUCCUUCUCCGGAGUCCAAGGUGACGUGUUUUAAUGAGUAAAUAAUUUUUCAAAUGUUUAAAAGGUCACCAUAGAAAAAUUACACAAUUCUAACAUUUUGCACGAUCUCUAAAAAGUAUGGAAGAUAAAACUAAUAAUCAAAGUGGUUGUUGAAUUCAGCUGAGUAUUGGUUAUUGAUUUAGCUGUAAGGUGCGCGUCUCAGUAGAUGUUUGAUAAUGUGGAGUUUUCCGUGAGUUUGUCUGCGGGCCUGAGCUCAGUUUGAACCAUUUCUCUGCUUCCUCAGUGGCUUUAAGAAUUUCUGCAGUAAAGUGGACCCAGGUCCUUGGUCUGGUCUAAAUCUGAUCCUGGUCCUGAUAAACGCUGACUCUGCACAGUCAUGUCUCUGAAUGACUUUGAGAUGGUGCGUUUGAGUUCGCAGGAAAUGUCACUGAUUAACAGGCUGUUAGUGAAGGGUUUUUUGUGUGGAAGCAGCUGAGUUAGAGGACAGGACACCAGGUAGACCACAUCAAUAAAGCAGAGAACAGUCCAGUUAUUUUGAAACAUUAGCUCUGUUUUAUUUGGGGUGUAAAUGACUUAUGGACAUUAAAAGUUUACAAACGCCAAUGCCAUGAUUAUAGAUCUGUUGAUUUAUAUGUUAUUAUGAUUAAUUUAUUGACUUCCUUAUUCGAUUCUUGUGGAUUUCCUGUGUGAAAAAAUGGUGUGAUGGUUGGUUUGUGUGUCAAAAACACAGAUUUCUGUUACAGGUCUUGUUAUCUUCGCUGCCCCUCUGAGAUAGGGAAACCUAGUUUCUGAUUGGGCCUUUAAAGGUCAGCUUAGAGUAGAUUCAGCCUGAAAUUCAUCUCCAGAUGGCAGCCCUGAAGAAGUUGCACUUUUAUUACCAUAAUAAUUAAUUUAAUCAUGACAGAUUACUUUUUUUGAGGGACUGGAUCUGGACAGUCUGUUAGUGACCUCUCCUUUGAAAUGUCAUUUAAAGUUUUGUAAGGUAUUUGAAACUAAAGAAAGCAUCACUAAGUGAUGUUGAUGGCUUGAACUAGCUGGAACAGACUCUGAUCUGGAACCAGUUUUUGAUUCCCCUCCUUAGUGUAGAAUUAGAAAAUCUUCCUGUCUCAGAAUAUUUUCUGUUACAUAUUCAGACUCUGAGCCAGUCAUGGACAACAGCAUGAACUUUUAGUGAACACACUUUGAAAACCAUUGCAGCAACUUCAAAGCUUUUUAUUAUUUUGACCUGAAACAGGGCUGAAGUUUAGAAACAUCUGGAUCAUCCUUUCAGAGUACCUAUAAAAGCGUUUCCACAGGUUCGAGUAGAUGACAGCCCACUAACUUUCAGGUUUCCAAGCACUGCGUUCACUGACACAUUACCGGAGGUUUCCACAUAGUUCCUGCUGACUCCCAAUGAAUGUGUGUGUGUGUUUGUGUGUGUGUUAAUUUAAGCUGCACACAAACAGAAGAAUGUGCAGGGAUCAAAGUCUCACUCUCCCUUUAUCCAUUUGUCACUCCUUUAUUCAUCCAUCUCUCCUUUAUUAUCCCUCUGUUUCCCGCCCUUCCUCUCCUCCUCCUCCUUCCUGAAACAGCAGGAAUAAUGAAUGAAGUAAGAGAAGCAGCUGGACUUGGAUUUCACCUGCUGACUAAAACAAUUAAAGUUCCUUUAAAAGGACAGAAACAGGAACAGAAGUUACUUGCAUGUUUGAGUGUAAAUCUUUCUGACCUUUGACCUCUCUACUGCUGGUCAUCUGUCCUAUUGGCAACCUAUACAGACCGUCCAAAAUGAUUAGUUUGAACUUUUCUUUCAAACUGAAGAAAACUCACAUGGUGUUUCAUUUUUAGAAAAGAGCUUCAUGUGUGUCACAUUUAGAUGAAUCCAAAGAUGAUGCAAACAGAGAAGGAUUACAGUUUCAGGGUAGAGAAACUUCCCUUUCUCAGCUGAGCUCUCCUUAAAACUUAUUUUUAUUUGCACUGGAACACUGAGAUAACCUUCACGCUCAGACUCACAGAUAUGCAGACGAUGUUGGGUUAAAGUUUGACUGAUCUCCAGCUGUAAUAAAACAGAGUCCUGAUGGAAAAGAACAGAGCAAUUGGACACACCCUUGUUGAGAGCUAAAUUUAUGACCCUCAGUAAACUUUGCCAUCGACCAGAGAAGGAGGAGCUUAUCAGGCCCUAACUGACGAGGAAAAAUACAUUCAAAUGUCCAUCAGAUGGGUCAAUAUUUAAAAAAAAGGGAGAUGAUCUUUUGGAACCAUGAGCAGCUGUUACAGCUCCCUCUCCUCACAAAAACAUUUCACCUCUUUGAAAUCAGGAGUUGCUGAUCUUCUACCAAUAAAAAAACCAACAGAUGAAAGCAGAGGUAGAACAGCAACUCCUCUGUCCUGGAAAUGAAUGUGCAUUUGAAAUAUUCCCUUCUCUGACUUUCUUUAUGCUUUUAGUGACUAGUUUUUUUGUUUGUUUGUCAAUUAAAUGUAACUUAACAGACAGAUGGUACAUCUGAAUGCCCUCUAUGGAGAGGAGAGGACUUGUGAAAAUGGUGAACCUUCUUACUCAGAGCCUCUGACUGACUUGCAUUGAAGGAGUUGGUGCAACACUGAAGGCAUACUAGGUUUCCCUGAAGUCACUUAGUUUACCCGAGAAAGAAGUGAUGGAACAUACAUUAGAAUCUCUGGUAGGGGAGGCUUUGACUCCUGGUUCAACUCCCUCUUCACUGCAACAGUCUGGUACAACACUUGUAUUGCUAAUGGUCUAAAUCGCCUCUCAGUAGGAAUGAAAGACUGAAGAAGAAAAAGAGGAAGAACUUGAUUGAUUUCCUAAGGGGGUCUUUUUGCUGAAACUUCUGGUUCAGUUACUAUUUGAUUUGAUUUUGAGUUACUGACCGCCAAAGAAGCAGUCUAACUGGUCUGUGACAGUGGAAACUCUACACAGGUAAACCUGCUGAUGGUGCAGGCUCAGGUGUUUAUGUUUAGGUGUCAGAUCAGCUGUUGUUAAAGCAUUCUGAAAGUCUGCACAGUCUCUGCUGUGGAGUCUGCAGACCUGUUUCAUCCAAUAACACGUUGGUGGACUUGUUUAGAGAGAGCAAGUCAAGUGGAGAGUAAAAGAGAAGGAACACUAUGUCAAUUUACAACCAGGCACACGUUUCAGAGUUUGAUUCACAGAGGCUUAGCUGCUGCCCUGACUAAUCUGUGUCAGGAUGUUGUUAGAGUGUUUACGGGGAAACUGAGACUCUCCACCAACAUUAAACCAGAGUGAAGCCUCUGGGAGACUAUUUACAGAGAAACCAAGACUCUCCGGAAUCAGAUGAAUGGUCUCUUCUCUGCCAAAACACAAAGCCAAAAGUUUCUUGCAGAGAAAUUUCCUCUCAGGAAAGUAAUAAAAAAUGUCUUGGUCUCUCUUGGAGGUCAGAUGGCUACAUUGCUGUUCAUGAGAAUAUAAUAGAUUAUCCCACACAACUUGUGCAUGACUCAAAUAUUGAUAUCUGAAAACACUUAGCUUGAUGACUUUUGUCAGACUAAAGAAGAGAAUUAACUUUUGGUCCAGGCAGUUUUCUUCAGAAAGACUCUUAGUUAUUGCCUUCAGUGAUAUUUAGCUGGGUGUCUCUUUUCUGAGAGCUACCUGCCCGUCCAUGUAUGUAUGUAAUGCAGAGCCAACAAAGGAUGAAAGAGCACACCUCUCCUCUAAAUUUCAAAUGGAAAAACUGAGGCAAGGAAUGUACUCUGUCUCUAAAGUUCAUGUGCAAAAGCUGAAGUAGGACGGCACAACCCCCUCUAUUUCAUGUGCAUAAGUCAAGGCAGGGAGAGCAGUAGCAAAGACAGUAGACAUCAGUGACAAUCCACAUGACCUUGGCUCUAUCAGACACAUCACAAAAAGGAGGAGCUAGGGUGGAGGUGGGUUGCAGAAAAACAGCAGUUUUAAAAGAAUUGCUAAUGUGGGGUUAAGAUCACUUUGAUUUUUUUCUGUUAGAGUUUUUAAAAAGUACUUUAAGAAAGAUGGACUAAAGUCAUGACUUUAUGUAACACUGAGAGUCAGUUCUUUGUUUUGAUUAUCUCAGCCUGUCACCCCCAUCUUUAAAGUCCAUCUUUAAACUAAACCAGAGUCAGUCCAGAACCUUCUGCACCCCCUCACUCUGUGGCUCAUAUAUCAUUCAUGCUGUGACCUCUCUGCUGCACCACGAGCCGUUCACUCAACAACCCACAUUCCUCUCUUUGGGGAAAAGAUAAUAUUGCAUUUUUCUCCACAGCUGUUUCCCCUCAUGAAUGAUGCUGACAAGGCAGUUUUUCUAAAUGAAACACAGAUGCAUGGUGGGUAACUGUGACCUCACUGGGAGCUGGCUGUGAUGCCUGAACAGAGUGUUCGAUAAUGUGAUAAUUCAUGUUCUCGUGUCGUUUAUUCUGCUGCUGACCUCGUCCUCUGUAAGCCCGUCCUCCGCCUGCAGGCAGCCAUAUGAAAGCUGAUGUUUUAUUCUGGUAAUCUCAGUGAAGUCUGCCCUCCGUGUUCUGAAUGUUGACUCUCCUUCUGUCACUGCUAAAAAAUGUCCAAACAUCCUCGUAUCUGACAGGAAAACGGCGGAAAGCUUUUAAAAAACACACACGUUUGAAGAGCUGUUGUGUUUAUCACGUCCAUCUUAAGUUCUUGCUUGAAGGAACUUUGCAUCUUUCUUGCUGUCACAUUAGUUAUUCUUAAAUUAUUUAAAGUGAUUAAACAGGUUAUUUACAGAAUCCUGUUUUUCCAGUUCACUGUCAUCAAGGAGAAAAAAAAGCAGAAAAAGUGACUUUAACAGCCUGAAGCCCGAACAUUUUGACUGUAUCUUCCCGACAGAAUCACUCAGACUGACAGCUGAUUUUAUCUGCAGCUUGUGUCGGAUGUUAGCGGGACAGCAGCUGCUCUCCUAGGGUGGUGAUGUGAUCCUUGAGAUCGAUUUAAACCAAUAAUCAAUAGCAGCAGCUCAGCUCAGACACUUUGAGACAACUCAGAGUCGAGGCUGCAGAGAGGUGACCGACGGGACUUUGGAGCCAUCAAAGUUCUUUUACUAUCAGAGACACUCGACCCUGUCAAUCAUCUACUCUGAUGGGUCUUCGGUGGAAACACUCAGUCUGAUCUCUGAUCGUCUGAGUUUGACGAAGACAGAUUAUACUCAGCAGCUCCUCUGUUGCUAACCUGAACGCUACAAUAACCACAUUAUUCCUUUCUGAAAUAAGACUACUGAACUCAAGGCGAUGAUGGACAUUAAUUACGAUGCUUUAUAGCUUUACUGUGAUCAUUUAGAUUUUAUCAUAUACUUUGAUAAUGAUUUAACAUUAUAGAUGUUAGGCUAACAUGUUAACCUAGACUUUAGAGGUCCAGUUUCAAGUUGCCUUAAGUGGAUUUUUUUUACUUUAUGUAAACCAACUGAGGUUUUAACUGAAGCCAGACUAAUCAUAAAGUUCUGAGGAUGUUACAGGUGAUGCAGAUUAUAAUCCAUGAGUUGUUAUUUUAGUUUAUGAUGGUUUGCAGCGUGCUGUUUGUUCAGCUCAGGGGUUAAAUUCAAGAUACUGUUGCAUUGUGGGAAACACAGUAAUGAGAGUUUGAGCUCUCCCAGUUUGGUUAAAAAAUCUUCAUGUGUGUCAAAUUCAUGAAAGUGACUCUAAUAGUCCUUAAGCGAUUCCAUGUUGUAUAUCUGAGCUCUGUUGUGAGAUUAUCUCAGUCUCAGCUGACGUCCAUCAGUCUGUCUGCAGCCACACAGACGCUCUGUGUCCCACGUCCACAAACAUGUCCAGAAACAUGUUUCUACAUCAAACUGUCCACUUAUCAUUCCAGAAGAUUAACCAGCAGAUUCCUCUCUGCUCCCAGACAGGCUGUGUGUGUAUAAACACAACACACAUCAACCCAUGGUGUGUGUGUAUGUGUAUGUGUGUGAGAGAGGAAGAGACUCCUGUGUUGGUUAGCUCUAGUUAGCUCUAGCAAAGUUCAGACAGAAGGUGCUUCAUUUGGGGACACUGAGCUUUUGCUGUUUUUGUACAAAGAGGAAAUUUAUUGUCAGGCGAAGGUUAAAAACAUGAGAAACCCAGACAUGAAGAGUUUCAGUGGUCGAACAGUUUGUCCUCUCAAAUAUCAUUCUGUCAUGAAAACACAAAAAACUUACUGAGCAGGAAGUCAGUGAUCAGCUGUCAGCUGCUUUUAUUGAAUGAUUCCUGUUUUUAUUUUGGAGUGGACCGACUGUUCUCACUGUUUCCUUCAGCAGACCCACACCAGCUGAUUAUCUACGCAGCCAUUACUCAUACACAACACACACACACACACACACACACACACACACACACACACACACACACACACACACACACACACACACACACACACACACACACACACACCCAUACUGAAGGUCAAGGCUGAGGUUGGAGCCUUCCUCUGAUUGGAUAUCUGCUCCUCUUCCUGGUUUUCCUUUUUGUGUUUGUGAUGCUGAGAGGUCGCGACCUUGUCACCUCCAUCAUGUUUUGUAUUUCCUUGUGCUCCGCCCCCUCACAUACCUGAUUCAAAUGCAUCACACACACACUCUACAGACAAACUGACUACAAGCAAACAGGUGUUUGUAUGAAGAGAGAUAGAGUGAGGAGAGCCGAUGAUGUCUGUCCUAAAUGACACGUGAGGCUCCUGCAGAGCUGUGAGCGGCAGAUCAUCAGAGGAGAGGAGGAGCAGUAAGGGUGCUGAAGGGCUUUCUCAAAAAGAAAGAGUUAGUUCAGGCAGGCCAUGUAGCCCAGCUCAGAAUGGAGUACAGAACUGUUUAAUCACUUUAGCCAGCACUUUAGCCUGACUUCUCUUCAUGGUGCUUGCUCUGGACCUCCAUCCCAGCCCCUUCUUAUGCCAGGUCUAAUUUAAGGGUCUUCUGUAUCACCACUGAGGCCUGCUCUGCUCUGUACCCUGAGGAUAUCUGCUGCUGCUCUCCCUGCCUUCACCUUAGUUCAUCUUUCUUGUGCUGUGUCAGGUUUACCAGUGUCAUGUGGACUGUCAAUUAUGCCUGCUUUGUUCUGUAUCUUUUGGGGCUUUGGUAAAAAAAUAAAAGAAAUAAUAAUAAUAAUAAUAAUAAUAAUAAUGAUAACUAAAUAAAUAAAUAAAAAAAAAGAAUAAUAUUGAUUAAUAAAUCUGGGAGAAAAAAGUUAACAGGACAGAAGAUGUAAAAAUUAGGUUAGUAAUGAUGUAGAUUUACAAGUUUCAAGUUGAAAAUUAAUCGAAGAAGUUAUAUGGAUAUGACAAAAGUAUUACAUUUGUGUGGGAAAACAUGUAAAUCUAAGGAAAAAUGUUCUAGAUUAAUUGGAAAAAAGACAAGAUAUAAAAUAUAGAAGGUUUAUAUGAAUAAAGAUGGAAUUAACAAGAUAAGUGUAGUGAAUGAACAAGGUGAAAUCAUAAAUGAGAAAACUCUUACAUUGAUGAAACAACCCAGUUAUCUUGUGAAUUUACAUGAAAAAGUUAAUAAACAUAGUAGAAAAUAGUAAGAAUAAAAUCACAUAGUUUUGAGAUGAAAAUGAUAAAAAAAAGAAAAAGCCUUUGACUUAUGAGAAAAAGCAGAGAAGAACAAGCCUAAAUUUCAGAGGAAAGGCAUAGAAUGUAAGCUACGCAUUGACAAAAAAUGUCACUUUUUUAAAAUAAAUUUAAAAACUUUAUUUCUGUUCUGCUCAGUGUUUGUUUUCAUGAAUUCAGUAAAUUUAGGAUUAUGUUCUCCUGAGAUUUACGACCAAAGUCCUCAAAAUUUAGACCUUUACUUUUUAAAUUUCAACUUAAUUCUCAAAACCUCCAACUCUGCUUUUUGAUUCUAAUGCUUGUGGUGCUGGUGUCCAAGCAUCUAAACCCCCCAGAUGUUUUCUCCCUGCAGUACCUUUAACCACCUGAGUGCACCUCUAUUAAACUGUAAUCACCUGAAUUGUCCUGUAUUCACCUGUCAGAGUCUGAGGGUCUCAGUCCAUCUGUAAGUUCAUAUAUUAAACAGAUUAGACUGAUGGGGCUCAAACACCUCAGACAGUGUCUAGGUAUGACCCGCCCUCGUGGUUCUGGCGGUGAAGGUUUUGACCAGACCACACCCGAUGGUGGUGAGCGUCAGAGACCCAGGAGUCCUCGCCUCUGCCCGUCACACUAUCGCUGUCUUUUCCUCUCCCAUUGUUUGUGUCCAGAAGCUUCCGCGAUGCCCCCCGACCCUCUUGAAGAAAACAGGUUGUGUGUGAGCGCCGUCGGGCUCCAUGUGGGUUUCCUGAGCCUGCUGCCGGGGCUGCUGGGUAUUUAUGGAACCAACACCACUGAAUCACUUCCCACUUUGCCCCGUGUGUGUGUCCUCAGUGUUAACAUGUGUGGGCAGUGCUUUCCUUUAAGUUCAGUUUCUGAAUGUGUGUGUGUGCGUGUGUCUAUUUCUGGUAGCAGUGGCCUGAGGUGGUGAGACGGCAAAACCAACUACAUGAACAACAUCCGCCCCUACUCCUCACACACACACACACACACACACACACACACACACACACACCCUGCUUGUCCUGUGCGCGGGCAGCUCUCUUUGACCUGCUUUCUCUCAGCAACUUAAACGUCUCGUAGCCUUUCUUUGAAAUCUACACACAGGUUUCUGUACCUGUGCACAGAUUUGCUCUAUGUCCCUUCCUCAUAACUCCAGUCUAAACUCUCAUCAUUAUAAACUCUGCUGUUGACAGGGGGUUUAAUCAUUGAGUGUGUUAUUACCCACUCUCUGUUUGAACACCAGAGUUUCUAUGAAUGAUUACGGCGCUCUCUCUCUGUUACUGAGCCCGUCUCUGCUCUGCUGUCUGUUAAUUUUUCACCACUUUAUGUCUUAAUGGUUUAUCGCAGUGAGAACAUGUGACAUCAGCUGCUUAAGGAGAGGGCGGGCCCUGUCAGGCGCUUCCUGUUGACUGUUCCUUUAAGGAGCGGCUUUAUCUGUGACAAACAUGUCAUCAUAUGUCAUGCUGCAGGUCAUCGUGUGUCUUAGAGUUUUAAGCUCACUAAAGUCAAAAAGAAUGAUGUGUAGUUUUACAUCAUUUAGUUUAGUUUAUAUUAAGUUUGUCCCACUUAUGCUGUUGCCAUGGCAGCUAUGGUGUAAUAUAUAUUUGUGCUCUGAUUUUGAACAUAAAUCAAACUACAUGCUAAACCUUUGUGCAACCUUUGUUCAGCCAAUCAGAGAGCAGGUUUUCAGUGGCUUUAGUCAACUUGCUUUAGUGUCUUAGCCAUAAAUUGAGUCUCUGAGUGUCUCUGUCUUGCUCUGCAGUACUCCCGCUAAACCCUAGUCAGCAGUGGGAUGUCUUUGCACAUAAUAUUGCUUCUUUCCCACGAUGUUCCCAUCUUGUUUAUGCGCGGGAAACCGUGGCAACUAAUCUGAGUGUAAUAUAUCUGAGUUGGAACUGAUAUAAGAUUUGCUUCAAAGAAUGAAAGAAGGGAGCUGUUGAAGAUGUACAACGGGAGAAAAAUCUCUGACAGAAUUAACAAACUAUCAGACCUGAAGAUCACAGUUCUAACACGUGAAGAGGUUUCUAGAAGGAUGUACUUACAAUUAAAUCCAGUCUUUAGCUAAAUGAUGUUUCAAUGCUAUUGAUAAGAAUGAGACAAAAUACUGAAGUGCAUGAAAUAAAUCAUCAUCAUGUUCAUAUCAGAGCAGGAGACUGCUGACUGUUACAAAUCAGGCUUCAAGACUGGACAAACCUGUCUCUUAGCUGGUCCAGAUUAGCUGCACAGAGUGAAUCUCCAUAGUGAUUUAUGUGUCCAAGUUUUUGUGCACCAAAGUCAUCCUGGAUAAAGAAAAUCCCAGCAUUAUCUGUUAUCCAGGUUUUGUGCAGUAGCCCCCUGGUCAUUCAUAUCCCUGUAAACAUGAUCCAGUCCAAUGACUGCUUCUCAUCAAUGCAGAGACCUGUGAAGCCUAAUUUUAUUACACAAACCUUGAGAAAAAAUUCAACCAUGGCAGGGAACUGCGGAUUGAUAAAGCGCUGCUGCAGAGAUACUGAGUUACAGGACUAUAGCAACAUACAUACAGGUGAACAGAUUUCAGUGGUCCUUGAAGUGGUCCAAUGUGCCCCUGAGAGACAGCCUGAAAUAUCUGUGUGUAUCAGUAUAUUAGAUUAAGUAUUUUCUGUUACCAUGGCUGGCAGUCAGGUGUUGAACCUCAGAGCACUUUCCUGGUUAAACUUUACCUUCUGGACUUCAGGUAGUCAGCUAUGAUUAUAGUUUCACAGGAGGGUAAUUUUUAAGGGUCAAACUUGAUAGAGACCUUUAACUGUCCUCUAUUAACAGGACCGCUUUUGAAAAUACUUAUUAAAACUUGUAUUAUUUUAAGUGACUCAUCAAAUAUGAUUCAAAAAUUUAACCUCUUUACCAUACAAAAUCACUGCAAUAUCUAACUGUUAAUGGGAUAUCCCUGUGUAAAAUUAAUUUAGGGUCAAACACACCAUAACACCGAGUUAGACAGAGAUGAAUGUUGCCGACUGCUUGCUUCUGUAGUUAUACCAACUUUAGCAACGAUGCAUGGAUGUGUAAGGAUGAGGAGGACAAGGAGACGGAUGUGUUUCCAUGGUUACUGUCUUUGUGUGUACUUCAGCCCAACCCCAGUGUUAUAUCAGUCUGGCUGUCAUAAACUGUAACUGCCUGUCUCAGGGAGGGAGGGCUGUUAUCAGCACUGUUGGUAGCAACUUCCUUUAAAGUCUAAAUACAACAGGUGUGUUUAACAAGUGUGUGUGUGUGUGUGUGUGUGUGUGUGUGUGUGUGUGUGUGUGUGUGUGUGUGUGUCAGCUAGAUAAAAGUAGCUGGUUUAUUGUCCAUGUCCAUACCUGCACUUUUUGUUUGUCAAUGUUUUGCUGAAAUAUGAAAAUAAAUAUUUUUCCCUGAAAAAGUCUUUGUCUGGAUGUCAGCAGAUGUUGCUUCUAAACCUGUAGAUAUUGUUCAGCAUUAAUGUAGCCUUCACUCUGACCAUCAGAGAUGCUGGCUUUGAGCUGGGCGCUAAUAACAAGCUGGAUAGUCCCUCUAGUAUUUAGGGUGAAGUUCCAUGAAUCCACCCCCCCACCCCAAUGAAUGAAUAAAUGAAUAAAUAAGUAAGUGCAUUUAUUAUUUUUUAGACCACAAACUUCCACUUCCUCUCACUGUUCACCUUAAAUAAGCUUAGGUCCAGAGAAGUCUCUGGUGGUUCUGGAUCCUCUCUCUGGGGAUGUGGUUUUCUCUUUGCAUGGUUCAGUUUUCACCUCAUUUGUGGAUGCAAUGAUGAACUGUGUUCAUAGACAAUAGUUUUCAGAAGUGAUUUUGAGCCCAUGCAGUGAUUUCCACCCCAGAGUCCGUUUUUAAUGCAGUGCUGCCUGAGAGUUUGGGUUUUGGUUCUUAUACCUGUAGUACAGAGACUCUCCAGAUUCUCUGCAUCUUUUUUAUGAUAUUAUGUUCUGUAGAUGAUGAAAUCCACUCAUUCUUUUACAUUUGACACUCAAAAACAUUAUUCUUAAACUGUUGAGCUGUUAGCUCAUGCAGUCUCUCAGAGUGGUGAACCUCUUCCCAUCCUUAACUUCUGAGAGACUUAUCCUCUCUGAAUGUCCUUUUUAAACCCAGUCAUGUUACUAACCUGUUGGAAAUUAACGUCAUUAGUUGGAGAUGUUCAUCGAGCUAUAUCAAAUUGUCAAUGUAAAUUCUUUUAUAAAGUCAUUUUCAGCUCUUGGAUUGAUUCAUUGAUUGAUCUGUUGCUCUCUCCCUCUUCAGGUUCCUCUCUCCUGGUCCCCCCUCCCCCCGCUCCAUCAUGCCCAUCUUCAAGAACCUCCCAGUACGCCUGAAAGGCGGUCCGACUCUAGAGAACGCUCUGAUCCUGCGCAGGAUGAGUCUCAACAUAACCCCUCGCCAUCACAACCCCUUUGACAAUGACGAUGACAGCCUCCAUGGAAACAGUGACCACAGCAACCAUUGGUCGCCCGGUGGCUCGCUGCUUGACGGCAAUGUGCAGAGGGACCGCAAUCCUUUUGAGGAUGAGGAAGAUGAGAAUGAGGCCAACGAAGAGAAGAAGGGGAGUGGAGGCAGAGGUGGGAGUUCAGGGAAGGGGUCAUUCAAGUUCAAGUCUCCACUAAAGUCUUUAGGAAAGUUGGGAAAGAACCUGAGGGUGUCAGGCAGGAGCAAAGGAAGUGAAACGCCCUCACCACAAGGGUCGCUGCAGGGAACACCUUCACCUUCAUCGAAGAAGAAGAGAGGGAGGAGGAGCUCAGAGGGAAGUUUGCUGAGGUAAAGAAUGAUUAUGGUGGGUUAUGUUGAGUUGAGAAAAAACUAUGGUACUCAUUCUGCCCUCUAACUUCACCAGAUUUGCAGGGAAAUACCGUGACACCCUUGGCUCCCGAAAGGACUCUAUCACCAAUGGCGAGCUCAACGGUUCAGAGAGUGAGUGUGACUCCAUCAGCCGACGCCUGUCGUUGCUGAAGAUGGUGGGUCUAGGGAAGCUAAAGAGGGAGUCUGGGGCUGAUCACUCGUCUCAGGGCCCAGAGGAGCAGCCAGUCCAGGAGGAGGUGGUGGAGGAGGUCAAACCAAGAGAGCCGCUGUCAGGUGAGAAAACUGAUAUGAAGAAUACUUUGUUUCUACUUUUCUUCAAACAACCUCUUUGAGAUUUACCACUGAGGAUAGGGUCUUGUUAAUCAGCGCUGGUCUUGUUUCUGACCAUGUUACCAGUGAUUGAUACUUGGUCAUUAGUGUGCUUUUAAUAUAAAAUCCAAGACCACUCUGUUUAUUGGUUUCUUUAUGUCCAUGAAAGCCCUUAAGUCCCACUCCAAUUGUCGUUUUACUACUUAAGGUGUUCUCAGUGGUCUUAAAAAUGUGAUUUUGAAGUUUUUAGCCAAAAUCAUGUCACCUGUGUCAUUUUCAAGGGCUUUUCUUCUGCAUAGCUCCAGUAGCUCAUUAGCACCACUGAGUCAUGGGCAGAGACAGCGCUGCUCUGUAGAAGUGGCAGGUAACAUAGGAGCUAUUCAGCUCUCGGUCACUAAUGUCUUUGGGGACAUGAUGAAAGUUAAUAUCAUAAUUAGCUUUCUUACAUGCAUUGCAAUUCGCUAAAGCACAAGCUUGUUCCGCGAUGGCUUCUCUACUCAUCAAGUCUGGCCUACAUAGCGGGCCUCCGGGGCGGGGCUUGAAGUUGUGACAUAGAAAAUCUCACUCUGUCUGAGCCUGCCGGAUCAGAGUGGGUCUCUGAGUGCCAGGUUUAAAGGUUCGAAUGGCAGGGUCAUUAGCAGAAAUGUCAUACAGUCUUACUUAGUAUAUUCUUGUUGGUGUAAAAUUACUUGAAAACAUGAAUUGUUGAGCUCUCAUUGAGAGGUUUGUCCUUUGAGCUGAGAUUUUUUUCUUUACAGAUGUUUUUUGUCUUACCUUUUGGUGAAACUUUUUUGGUGAAACUUUUGACCUUUUUGGAUAGGAGCAAGAUGGUUGGACACGAGAUACUAUGAUGUAAAAUUAUUGAUCAUAAAAUAAACAGAAAGAAUAAAUAGUGGGCUGAGGAGGAUGUCUGUGAUGAUGUAAGUUAUUUUAAUAUAAGCACAAUGAAGAAAAGCUACUUCAUAAUAUGAUUAUAUAUAAAUCUGGCAAACUUUUGUCAGAGAAUGUCUGAAGGAAUUUUAUGGCUCUUUGGACCUAACACCAGUAGAAGCAGUUAAAGUGGUGACUGUCAGCCUUCAUUGCCUAACUCCAGGUGAAGGUACGCUCAGUUUCUGCUCACCUCUUUAAGAGUUUGUUUUCAUACCACCCUGACUGAUUAUAUCAGUGUCUGCAGACAGCCUGACGGCUAUUUUAGACCCCAACCCCCGGCAAUGAUGGCUGGAAAGGGAGAGGGGAGGGUCACCUCUGUGAGAUUAUGUAAUCCACCAAUGUGGUCCUAACUUAGUAAGCAUAGGGUGAAAGUCCCCAUUUGGCAACAAAUUCAUAAGUCCGUGUGUGCUAUGAAGCAUUUUUUUCAGGGCGUCUAUUGUUUAUCACACCCUGUUUACUCUGCUGUUUUACAAUAAAUGAUUGAAGUGUGUGUGUUUGUGUGUUGAGUUCCUCCACACCCUAUUAGUGUCGAACCCUUACUCUGUUUUAUCAAUCAAUAUGCUUUUAUCACUUUCUAUUAACUCAGAAAUCACUUGGUUUACAAAAAAUGUUGGAAAUCUUGAAACUAGAAUUAGAUCAUUUCCAGGUGUGAAGUCAAGUCUGACCUGCAGUCAGGUUUUAUUAGAGUAAACAGAUCAGUCAGAAAUAAAACACACUGAAAACUCAUCAUCGGAUAAUUUUGACUUCUUCUGAAAUCUAAGACUGAAAAGAUGAAGUUAAGUCAGACGUAGUGGUGCUCAUUAGUUGGUGUGAUGUAUUACCUUAAUUUUCAAACUUGGUCGAGGCAUCUGUUAUGUUUUUAGUUUUUUAUCUGUUUUUUGUCCGUCACAAGUUUAUUUUUAUUAUUUUGUUUUAUUGUCUUUUUUAAUUUUGUUUGAUUUUAAUGUUAAUGUUAAUGUUAACAUAUAAAGGUAAACUGGGGUAGCCUCUAUCCUGCUUUUGUACUCUUUGAUACACCAGUUGAAAAAGCAGCUGCAACUAAACCUCAACAUGUAGCCUCAGUGUCACACUUAGCUGUUAUUACAAAAAUCACACACACACACACACGCACGCACACACACACACAUGCUGGAAUCCUCUUAGCUUUAUAAUGUCACUGUGUUCAGCUUAAAGGUAAAGGUUGUUUAGGACUGAAUUAGAGGUCCCUGGUUUACUCAGAUCCACCAGAAACCAGAGUCCUGAGCCUGAUAACAUCCCUCUGCUGCGGCUGACAUAACCUCCUGGUUUAGUGUUGAAAGUGGUGGUUGAAAUGCAGAGAAAGUUCUAGAUGUUCAGGUGAGGGCUUGUAUCCACAAGCUGCUUAAGCUCCUUAUCAGCAUAUCAAGAGAGAGAGAGAGACAGAGAGAAAGAGAGACAGAGAGAGAGAGAGAGAGAGAGAGAGAGAGAGAGAGAGAGAGAGAUUGCUAAACAAGAGCAAAGGAGUCAGAGGUGUUUGUACCUGCAUCACUGUUAAUACCACAUCAAUCACUGUCCACUUUAGAGUAGUUUAAGUUGCAGAAUAAGUUAAAUAUAAAUAUUUUUUGCCAUAUGCAUACUGCCAUAUUCAAAUGGUAUAUAUCUAACUUUCUUUGUGGACAAAUCUGUGUACAAUGGCGUUUGUCAUCAAUAUGUCACUCGGCAGGUCAGCUCUAGUCCUAUAAUUGUUGUCCAUUCUCAAAGUCCAAUUGUAUGAGGAGAACAGUGUUAUUUAGAUCUGGAAUGUGGAAUCAAUUGCCUAGGAGCAGUAGGCAGUAGAAAUCAUUUGAAAGACCUUAAAACCAUUGAAUUGAAUUUGUAAUUGUAUUUAUUAUUAAUUAAUUGCCAAAAUGUAAUUGUGUUGUGAUUUUGGACCCCAGGAAGACUAGCAACCACUUUAUGGAAGCCAAUGGGGUUCCAAACAAACAAAUAAACACAUAAACAAACUGUCCAAUCAAGAAAAGCUUCAUGAAGUGCAAAGUCUUUAGAGUAACAAGGAUCUUUGUUGUCAGAGUCUACAUUUAAAAAUCUGAACAUACAGGAAUGAGCUUUGGUGUGAGAAGAGUUCUGGUUGUAGGUUGUUGUACUUUUAAGGUCAGAGUAGUUUAGACCAAUCAGGUUUCAGCAAGCUUUGGAGUCUGUAUGGAGAGCAAAAACAGGAGGAACACAAUCCUUUGGUUGGUAAUGUGAGGAGGGUUUAUUUCCUACUUGUAGUACUAGUACUUUAAUUCCUUUUGUUUAACAUAUUCUGCUCCCUGUGGUGUGUUCAGGUGAAUUGAAGCAUGUGACCUCAGUUUGACUCCCUGCUGCUGUUGAUUGUUGUCUUUAUGCAUUCUGGGUUCUUGUGUCAGCGUGCAAAGCUGAAACCUGAGCUGGCAGGUCUGCAUCAGCUGCAUGAUGAUGGCUAUCCGAGAAAGAUCUUUGGUUGAAAAUGCAGGGUUUUAACAUCAGUGUUGCCGACUCCAUGGUGUCAGAUGUUAAACAGGAGAACUGGGACUGCUUAUUCUCAGACUGCACAGGGGUCCUUAAAGGUCCUUAAACAUGUUUGGAAAAGCGCUGACAACCGCACAGCAAUGAAAUGUGUCUAAUGAAGAAAGAGGGUUUUAAAAAAACUUAAAAGAAGUCUUUCCCUCCACACCCCUCGAUCUAUCUGUUCUCAAACAGCUGGGAUGUUUUGUGGUCUAGACGACCCACAGAGAGAACGAUGAGUUCUUAUGAAAUUACUGUUUGUUUGAGCUUCUGUUAAGAGAAAACUCAGCUGACCUCAGUGCCUAUGGUGUAGAAGAAAAAGACUGAAAGAGCAUUAUAAACCCUCAUAGAGCUGCAGUAUUUCUGACAUCAAAAUCAGUCUGAUUAUACAGAAGUAGGUAGAUUCCCUAGGUAGUGAACAAUUUCUUCAUGAGCCAACGGUAUCAAUCUCUAUUUUUAAGUUUUCUCUAGUGCACCAUGAUGUUCAUUUUACAAUUUAUGGCACUGGCCUAAAUAUUAGAUAGUUGUUUUGUCUAUGAAGUUCAACUUCCCUUCGCCGUAUUGUAGCCCGUCAGCCCUGAGAAAGUUGAAGUAAAAAAAAUGUAUUGUUGCCCAACCUACAGGGAAAACAGCUUCAACAAUGCAGUUAGCUGCCAGGGUAAUUAAACUACUGGAAACAUUUACAUAGACAUGCACAGGUAAGAGCCAUGCAUGCCAACUGCUCCGUUUUCAGUUACAAAAACUAACAAAAAUGUGUAAAUUCUGUGUGGGGACCAAAGAAAACAGAGGGUGUUAUAUAACAACAGCACUUUGUUUUUUUUUUUCUUUUUUUGCUACUUCUGCAACACUUCAACUGUUGCCUCCUCCUGUUUACGGUCAAAAUUUGGAUCACAUCUUUUUUCAGAUGAGGGUUCUUCUGGAGGACUUUCUUGUUUUGGUGUUUUUGUAGCUGCACUUUCUUCACAGAGAGAACAUUCAGGCAGCCAACCAGCAGCUCUUAACCAUCAAAGCAGCCCUGCCUACUCAGGAUAAUGAGGUUAGAUCCUCUGCUGAGGCUGAAUUUGUGAUAUUUGUAGCUGAAUUUAAAGCCUUACUUAAAAGAGAACUGUAAUAUGUGUUGUUAGUAGCUUAAAUUAACUUCUAUUACUGAUAUUAUGAAAAAAGCAACUGCUAUGUUAUGUACGCGCUUGUGUCGAUUUUUGCGGAGGCAAAAAGGCCAAUGGCCAGUGUAGGAGCCAGAAUAGAGAGAUGUUUAUUUUUUAUUAUUGAAUGAUAAACAAACACUAUUGGCGCACUGAUUGCUAGGUGGUGGUGGGCGUGGUUUGUAAUUGGGGCGGUGUCACCUGUUGAAGUAAUCAGCUGAUUCACCAGGAGCUGGAGUGUGGAAAUCAGAUGGAGAGGGGGUGAGCUGGGGAGCACACUUUCUGUUGACCGCUACCGCUACGUCGAUAGAGCCACUACAGCCACGCUACAGUUAAGUCGCUACAGUCACAUCGCUUGAGCCACGCCGCUGCUAUGGCUAGAGCCACGCCAUUGCUCCUGCCGCUGGCGCUGCUACCGCCGCCGACAACGUAUUUAACAUCAGCACUUUAGAUCCUCGCACAGAGCACUUUAUUCAGGGACAGAUGCAAUAGUUAAAUAUGCUGCUGGGAACUGUUGUACCACCUGUUUGCUGCUGAAAAUAAAUAGUGAUCAAAUGAGAAAUACUACGGAGUGGACCUGGAUUUAAAAUUAUGUUGGUAUGUCAAUGACGUCACAUCCAAACUUUACUGGCAGCAUCAGCCUUUGCCUGCAUUCAUUCAUCAUGGCUGAGCGCUUUAUCAAAACUUACCUGGUGACUUAAUUAAUGUUAUAUUAAUCCUCGAACAUGUGUAACAUAGCUAGCAUAAUAUGAAGCUAAGAUAGCUAACUGACCAGCUCAGGGCAUUGGGACCUCAUAACUUGAGGAUGUAGCCAACUCCAUUCUUUCUCUUUCACCAAACUUUUUGUGCUUAGUAGAUUUUAUUUGCAUAAUCGCAUCACGCCCGGUGUGUACAGAAAAAAAUUGCCGGCGAAACAUUUGCCUUAUUGCGUGGCUUAUUGCUUAUUCGCAUCACUUCACCUAUUGCCUGGUGUGUAAGGAGCUUUGAAAUAAAACUCAAAGACUGCAAAUAUAAGAUUGAGCAAGUUUUAAUGGUUUUUGUUAAAAAUCUUUAAAAACUUUCAAAGCUGUAGUCUUAUGGUUAUUAAAAGUUAUAAGUGCCCCUGCGGUCUGUCCUCUCAUAACAGCUGACAGUGAGGACAGCCCGGGAUCUCUUUCAGCCUUGAGAUGUUGAUAAGAGACUCAUGUUCAGGCCUGCGGGUGAUUAGACGUUCUGGGAUGGAGUCUUAAACUGCUAUCUGCUUUUGGAGGACUUCCUGUCUGAGAGCGCUGCAGGCCGAUACUCAGCUAUCAAACACUUCACACAUGCUACCAUUAAACAUCACAAAUAACUUCUCCAAACAUGGACCUGCUCACUGUUUGACACCCAAGGACUCCUGUAUUAUUAUUUAGUUGUAAUCUUUGGUGGAUAAAUAACCUCCUCACAAAACGUCAACUUGAGCAUCUUUACUCUGCAUGUAGAAAAGUAUGCUCCUCAUACAGUGAAUACUGGGGAAACCAGUAUCUGAGCUAAUCACACAAAACUGUUUUUGAACCAGACUGUUCACUUUUGCUCCAAAAAUUGGCUUUUCAAAUGGGUGUGUAUGUGUUUUCUGGCUUCUGCAGACAGCCUUCAGUGGAUACUCAGGGAACUGCAGUUUUUCUUGAGACUAAUGGUUGUUACUCACUUUAAACUUACUGCAGCCAUUUCCCUGUUGUUAUUAUUUCCCAACAUCCUCCUGAUAGAGAAGCUAACAGACUUCACACACUUUACUGCUCCCUGAUUGGUGACCACUCUGCCAAUAAUUUUUCUGCAACCUCUUAGCUCAGAAAAGUCUUUAAGUAUCUGUCCCCGAAACUUCCAGCACAGCAAUGAAACUUCAACUCUAUUUGGGCUAGUAAAGGGGGAAUGAUAGAGAGCUAUCUUGCUUAGUCAACUCUGUCAUGAAUUUCGUAUGAAAAACUACUUCCUGUUCAGUGCUGCAGAGAGCGCCCAUAGUAGUUACUGAUAAAGUUCAUAUCAUGAAAUGUCACUGUGUGAAAAAAAAAAAAAAACAGAAAUGAAAGAUCUGAUAGAAUCAACUAUGUUCGGUUUGACUGAGAAGUCAAGAUGAGAAAAGUCUGAGUUUCAAGAAUUUAGUUUUUAAUGUCAUUGUUUUCAAAAAAAAAACUGCAAAUGUGCGAAUUUAAAGGUGCAUAAAAGCUAGGCAUAAACAUACAAGAGUUAUCUUAGACAUGUAAUAAAUGUAUUUAGAAUCUUUUGGAUGUUAGUAAAGAAUGAAACCUACAGACGUGAGGAAAAAGACAACGAGAGAAGAGGACCAAGAUGUCAGAGGACACACGUGUAAACCAGCUGUGCCUGCAGGGAAAGAGUCGCACAAUCCUAAACUCAAAGAGACCAUCCGUCCCAAAAAGAUUACCAACAGAAGCAGAGAGAGAAACUUCAUCUGUCAGCUCAUUAGUGAGCAGAAAUAAAUGUGACAGAAGCUGCUCAGCCUGCAGCUUUGAGCCGAAAUGUGAUUUAGGCUACUGUUUCCUACAGCCAUGAUGCUUCAUGUGAGGACAGUUGAGUUGUCUAAAAGAGAAAGAAUCUGAACUUUUUAAUCGAACUGCAUUAAAAUGAUACACACUUGAGUGUGUGUGAGAACAUAUCCAUGGAUCUGGGUGCAAAUGAGUGGAUGUCUAAAUGCAUGGAUCUAUUUAUGCAUUUGCAAAUUGUUCUAUAACAAUAUCAGCCUCAGACAGAGACUUGUAUGUGAGGGAACUGAGGAGGUUUAAUCAGUUCAGUCCUGAGUGCAGGACAGACGAGCGAAGGACAGAAAAAUGUGGAAGUAGCGCUCACAUUACAGUCUGCACACGUUGAUACAAUACUGCUACUGUUCACACACACACGCACGCACGCACGCACAUACACACACACACACACACACACACACACACACACACACACACACACACACACACACACACAGAGGAGGCUAUGUAUGUUAAAGGUACCAGGUUGACAUUAAACUCCAUUCAUGCAGAUACAGGUCUUCCUCUCCUGAGUAAGAGCAGGUGAAGUCUGACUCAGCAGCUUCUUCAGUUUCCUGCUGAGUCACAGAUAUCCAAAGUUUUUUCAUCAUCAGAUUAAACCAGUUUCCAGAGAUUUAAAAUGUUAAAAAACUUACUGAAACAAAUGUGAACAAACUCAGAGCAGCUCUCUUGAAGACCGAGUGUAAGACUGUCCAUCUCAGGGAUGAAAAUCAGCAUCAUUUUCCUUUAAGCUCAAAGUUCCUAGAUAAAAAAAGUAAUGAUGUGACAAACUGCUAGAGGUAAAUAACAAACAAAGGGUCAUAUCAUGGUGGACAGGAGGGCUGUUGUAUAUAACUAAACAAUGUUGUGGCGACUAAAUCAACUUAAAAACACAGUACAAUAUUCCAACCUUCUAGAUCUAAUCCUUAAAAAAAAAUCUGUGGUGAUUUCUAACAAAGUCUAGCAAAAUAAUGUUACUCCUGUAGUUAACUAACUGUACUAAAUAAGAGUUGCCAUCUUUGUUAUGGUCUGUCAACCAGUUAGAGUCCAUAUCUAAAAUCAACUGAUGCAUUAGGCCCAAUCAGAAUCUGGGGUUCAGUGUCUUAGUGUAAUGAAGUUACUAAAACUCACAAAAAAUGUUGUUGUUUAUACAAAAAUCCAGCACAGGCCAACUUUCCUCACACAAUAAUUGGAUCUGUUUGUCAAACUGAUUAUGGCACUGUAGCAUCUGUGGGUUAUCGAUAAAUAUUCAAUACUAAGAAGGUACAAUCUGACUGACUUAAUAACCAGUGGAGCCCCUGCUGGACAUGAUGACGCCACGUCCUCCCAUUAUGUAUUCAGACCAUAGACUGUAUAAAGAAUGGACAGAGUCUGCCUCCUUGCUGGGUGAAGCCACUCCGAGAACAGCACCCUCUGAUGGUGGGCUGCAAUACAGGUCAUAAAUCCCGCCUCCGCCAGCUAAGCUUAUGGGACUGUGGACAAACUUUAGAAAUUGAUUACACAGAACAUAAUUAUUUCUCGCCCCUGCUUGUGAUGUUGACAUGUAGUUAAUGUAAGACUGGUUUGUGCCCAAGUCCUCUUUUUUCUGUACACCUCCGUUUUUAAAAGUUAUUAGGAGGUUCAUGUUUGCUAUGACUGACACCUGGUACAGCCUAUGCGCGUUCAGGGAUUGCGUAGCUCACCCAGGGGGAUACGCUGUUUGAGCUAAGCGUCAUCACAGCGACUCUCGGCGACUGCGCGGCCGAAUGCGCGCAUCGUUACUGCGCAGCUCUGGUUUCAAGGAAGUGGAGAAAAACCCGGAAUUACCGAGAGCUUUUUGGCUUCAAAUCCGUAUACAGGCGGAAGGCGGAACCAAGUUGUCCAUAGUAUAUACAGUCUAUGAUUCAGACUGGUUCUUCACUUUAACCCCCAUCGACACAGUGGGCUCAGUGAUGUCAUGGUGUGUCCUGGGUGGCAUUGAUGGUUCUGGUUCUGGUGGUAUGUGGCCGAGGGUGGAGAUGGGCAGGGCUUUAUCCACCCAGCUGGAACAGAUUUCCUCUAAAAGCCGAGGCUGAACAAUCAGAGCUGUGUUUCUGAGCAGAGGGGCUCGAUGUAUGUGUGUGUGAUAUAUGUAUAGUGUGUGUGUGUGUGUGUGAUAUAUGUAUAGUGUGUGUGUGUGUGUGUGUGUGUGUGUGUGUGUGUGUGUGUGUGUGUGUGUGUGUGUGUGUGCGCUGUCACAGCUGUUAAACACACUCUGCUGCCGUCUGGUUUAAGAGGCUCAAAGUGCUGAGAUAUCACCUUUAAGUGGCCACACCUGUGUCAGAGUGUUGUUUCCUUUCCCCUCAGGUCUGAUUAAACAAGCCUGCACACCCUAACAGUGACACGUUUUUACAAAGUCUGAUCCCGACAUAGUAAAAACUGGACUGUAGUUGGGCAGGAGUACACCCUAAAGAAAGCACAUCAAACUUUGACAUGGCAACACAAAACAUAAUGUCACUGAGUCUGUGUAAAUGCAAUCAUGCACAUAUGUCCAUGUCCUCUAAUAGGUCCUCAUUUCUGUAUGACUUGAUAAUUGAGGGUUCAUGUUAAAAAGUUGAAAAUAUGAGCCUCAUUGUUAAUGUACUCUUGAGUGUGUAAUGACCUACUGGAGGGGACAGGUGUGUUUCUGAUCACAGACAAAGAUGUAUAUGAAAAAAAAAAGAUUAAAUUCACCUUCAAAUAUUCUUAAUACCGUACUUAGCAAACAGAUGUUUUUCCUACUUGUCUGGAUUUUGAGUAUAAAAGGAAUUGACCCUUAAUCCUGCGGUAUUGGUGCAGUUUAUCCUCAAUCUGCCCCUUUGAAUGUUCAAUGCAAUAUCUGGAACUGACAAAAAUAUACAAAAAUAAUACUCCAGCUGAAGACAAAUGUAUGGUUGAGAUGUGGUACAAUCACCUAAACAGCUAAAAAUGGAUUUAUACUUUUCUGUUUACUGUAAUUGGACACUAAAGUCCUAAAAUGGCAGGCGAUGUAGAUCCUCACUGACCAAAAGGUGCCACCUCCAUAGAUGGGUCCACUUUUUAUAUUCAAUCUAUCAACUGUGAGAAUGCGCAGGUUCAAAUCCAGUGACCUCUGACCUCACUAUUGCCGCAGGAGCGUAACUUAAUUCAGGCUGAAAAGAUCAAAUUAUGGGUUCAAAGCUGAGAUUUCCCCUCAAGCUGCUGUUAAUAAAGACAUCAUCCUCCCAGCUCUGAGUGUGUAUGUGAGAGAGUCUGAGUAGCUCUAAAGAUGCAGCAGCUUUGGCAGGAGAUGGCACUGUUUCCUGUCUCUCUCUUUUCUCUCUCUGUUUACUUCCUGCUGUGUGUGUCAUGUUUCCACUCUGAUGAUCUGCUGCCGUGUCCAUGUCUGGUCUGACUCACCAUGGCUGACGUCCUUCUUGAAUAAAAACACAUUUUCUUAAAACCAUUGGUGUCACUUCUCAGAAAUGUUUCCUCUGAACAGCUGACUGUCCUUGAGCACAAGCUCAUUUUGGCUGUGUUUACCCUAUGACAAAAUGGGAGGUCCCUGCUUUGCUGCUGUGACACCAUCUUAGGCAUCACAGCCUUGUCAGUCUUAUAUGUUCCUCCCUGAUCCUCCUCACAGGAACACGCGUUACAUGCUGACCUCAGAGCAGCCCUGCAGUCUCUGGAGGGUCACUGUCAGUCUGAGCGGCUGAUCUCAGGACUGUUUAACUGUCAGCUGAAACCGGAGCUGAUCUCUGGAGUUUCCCAUCAACACCCUACUGUGACUCACUGCUCAGACAACGAGCUGCAGUUUUGGAUGUUCAAACAUAAAGCCCCUACAGGAGUGCCAAAAACUGUUGUUCUGCGACUGUCCACCAGAGGCUGUCUGUAAGAGAGAUGCAAUCAUCAUAGACCUCCAUCCACCAGGAGGAUAACAACAUAACAAUCUCUGUUAGCUGCACAUAUCCGAACCAAAUAUACAUGUGAAGUUUGGGUCAGAUUGGAGCGUUUGGAGCUUGGUUAUAAACUACCCUCUGACCCAUGGCAAAUCAUAAAACCAGGGGACCUUUGAUCCCCAUUUUCACCUUUAACUCUGUAAGUCUGAGACUACUACAGAGUAGUUCAGUCUGUCAAACUGGUGUCUGUGAAAGACCUCAAUUUCAGCUCACUGUAGUCUCAGACUGAAACACUUUAUUUUGGAUGCUUUUAGAUCACACUUUGGGGAUGUUACCUUUUACACAGCUUUGAUGUCAUGAAACAAUCUAAAAGUUGUACUCGCAUCGAAAACAUCUCCAAUAGCCUAUGCUAGCUCUCCACCAUAUUUAGCCCUUUGUUUUUCACUCAACCCUUCCUCAUACAAGAGAGACCGUCAUUUACAGAUAUGGAGUCAAAUCACAGAGGCAGUUUAAGAGAGUCCACAAUGAAGUCAUAGAGAAAAUAAGAUGAUCUAAGACUGUUGAGAUCCUAAAAUAAGAGACAUGAAAGUGAAAGGAAAUAGAAGUUGAUUUAAUAAAAGAUGUGUAAGAUCGAUUGUACUAAAAUUGUUAAAGAACAGUGACUUGAAUCAAAAGCCAAAGGUACAUAUACGUAGAACUGUGACAAACAGUGGUGAAAAUCAAAUAUUGAUGUCCAGUGCACCUGUGUCUCCCUCAGUCCUGGAGAUCCUGCAGCUUGUAAAGAAGCGAGACCUCCUCCUGGCCGACACUCAUAUCCUGGAGCUGGAGCAGGAGUGUAAUGAGUCUGCUGCCACUGCAGAGCCAGAGGAUGCCAGCGGCUCAAGUGUCAAAGAUGGUGGACGAAGGAAGGCGAAGGACGUGGAGCUGCUGUACGAGGAGCUGCAGAAGGAGCUGUGGGCCGUGGUCAGGGAGUCACUGCGCUCCCCGACGGCUGGGCCGAACCUGGGUCUGGUGGUUCAGGUGAGGACUGCUGCAGGGAUGUGUACACCCAGGGAUGAAAGUUUAUUUUAGCUUUAAGUGUUGUUUCGAUGGAGCCAAGUCUUUGAAAGACUCUGUGUGAACAGACAGAGCAGACAUUUACUAAAUCCUCCUUCACUGAAAGAAACUUACAGCUGCUGCAACCAGAGGGAGAAAAAACCAGCAGACCACCAAACACUGAAUGCAGCAAAAACUGUUUCCUCUUAAUCUGACAAUCUUUAUUACCAUUUUAUAAAAGCCAGUAAUUGGGCACACAAAUUGAUAUUUUUUAUUAGUUACAUAUUAUUUAUGGAUCACAGUUCUGAUUUGGAAACAGAAAUAUACGAUGCCAUUCUCUGCCUGUGAAAGGUUUGAAACUACUAGUUUGAUUUGAUUUUAAGCAACUUUUCUAUUUGGCCUCAUGACUAAAACGAGACAUAAACAUGUGUGUAGGUCCUGCAGCAGGAAGAGCAGACUGACAAAGACUGGGCCCUCAAUGACACUGUGGCCCCUGGGGGCCCGAGGCCUCGCCGUCUGAAACAGCGGUGGAAGGAGGCAGUGGAGGAGGCAGCUGAUGGCUCGCUGCCUCAGAGAGCUGAGUUCACAGCUGGAGAGCUGGACCGGUAUCUGGACCAGCUCCGGGCCCGGGUGGUGGAGGACCUGGGAGCUGCCAAGAGGAAUGUGGUGUCCAUUUACCCUGAGGAGUACCAGCCCUUUGAGGUAAGGGUUAACCUGGACAGACUGUAGAGGGACCACAAAUCUGAAUUCUUUCUAAUAUCCAGCAGGGAGCGACUCAGUGACUGCAAAAAGAAAAAUCAGACAUGCACGUUUGAAUGAUUGUACAUCCUUACUGAAUUAUGGUUAUAUAUUCAUGAACGGUAGUUAGCCAGAAAAAUGCCAGCCUGCAUUACUACCAAUGUCCAGCAGCACGCACAAAUCUGACUGAAGAAAAGUCUAUGAACAAAUGGUUCUACCUCUCAGCUGAUCUGUUCCCUUCUUCUUUACAGUGUGUUGUUUGUUUAGUUAACUAUAGUUUAUUUAGAGUCACAGAGGCCAGAUAGCAAAGCCAAAAACUACCUGAAAGAAGUUCCUCAGAUUAGAGGGAAGUCCAAGCAUCUGGCACCAGACCACUAAAAUCCAUUGUUUUUCAUAUUGUGUUAUUCUGUAUGCAUCCAUAAAAAGUUUGAAUUCCCUCCUAAAUACCUCCCCUAGGGAUUAUUGAUCAUCUGAAAUGAGUGCCUUGCUGCUUUUAUCACAAGCUCUAAAUGCUCUUUUUACAGUCAUUUUUAACCUUUGACCUCUUCGACCAGGUGUACGUGCAGAGCUACCACCAGGCAGUUGCCAGGCGACUACAGGACAUCACUGAUAACCAGCUGGAGAUAACUGACAUUUAUUCCCUCCUGGACUGGCUGCACAACAUAUACAACAGGUACCCAAAACACAGACUUUUGGUGCACACAGAACAGUUAGAUCUGGGGUUAGAGCUGUGAGAUAUAUAUAUAAAAAAAAGAGAAAUUAUUGGAGUUUUUCAAAUGUCUGCUGCUCUGGCUCUGUUUGUUGUGAUAAUAAUAUACUUGAAAAAGGAAUGUUAAUUGUAGGAGUGCUCCUUGUAAGUAGAAGUAUUAAUUAUUUGAAAUCUCUGAGGAAUCUCAUCAUAAUUUACACACCCCGGUAGUAGCCCCCAUGGCCCUUUAAAAAAUUCCAAAGAGAAUUUUCUUGUUGCUUACUAUUAUUUAUAUGGAUGUUUUUAAAACUCUCUCCACUGUCAUCACUUCUUCAGUUUUUACCCUCUUCACUCUGUUUUUUACCCUGCUGACUGUGUUUUCUAUGUCUCUUUGUUUCUCUCUCUCUCUCUCUCUCUGUGUGUGUGUGUGUGUGUGUGUGUGUGUGUGUGUGUGUGUGUGUGUGUGUGUGUGUGUGUGUGUGUGUGUUUGCUGUAGGGAUGUUCUGGGGACGGUGUGCAUCACAAGUCCAUUCAGCCGCUCUCAGCUUAGUCCUCUGCUGCCCUCAGAGACCGUGGACAGACUGGAGCUGGACUGUCUCAACUCUGUCAGGGUGAGACACGCAUUGAAAUCAUUACACUACUUUCUACUCAUAAACAGCUGCUUCAGAUUUAAAAUUAUGAAGAAGAAGAAGAAGAACUUUAUUGAUCCUCGAAGGGAAAUUCAUUUGAAUCUAAAAAUUGAAUCUUGAGCAGUGACUUUCUACCACACACUGAAAAAAUACAAAGGUAAGCAGCAUCCGUGCUCUCCUGAAGUGAAACUGGUAGGAUCCUAGGAUCCUAUCCUUGAAAGUUAAAUCUUUCAAGGAUAAUGUUCAAAAUUAUUCUCAGUAAGGUUGGUCCUUUUGAGCACCCUCAAACUGCUGUUUUAAGACUUAAUCCAAGAUCCUCUGCAGUCGGUGUGAACCAGUUAUCGGCCAAAUGUGGAUUAUCAAGGUGGCUGACUAUCUCCACCUCUGGUGUUAAAAUACAGUCAAUGCAAAAGUGCAAAAAACUGCAGUUCCUCCAGUGGCCACCAGAGGCUGUGUCCUGCAGUGAGUCAGUCCCCAUAGAGCCCCUCUGUAAUAAAUCCAAUGGUCUUUUCUAGAUUAGCAGGAGUAACGACAUUUUUAAUUUGGCUGCCACCAUCUCCGGGCUUUCUUGCGCCUCUAUAGAAAACAGUGCUUCAUGACGUCAUUGAGACUAUCUGCAUUGUUGUACAGAGCCUGUAGUUUUGAUAGGUUCCAAUCGAAACAUAAUUUCAGUUUGUCCUGCUGUUUGUUCUCCUGUGAGUUUUGGAUUUGUAAAGGAAGUCAUAGACAAGAAAUGUUGUAAAGGUUGGGUUUGUUUGCUUUUAACCACGGCUCCUCCCUGUGCAGGCCAAGGUGACCACUGAGCUAAGCCAGGUCCUGGAUGAGGAGGAGAGAAGAUGGAUGGAAACGCUGCACAUUGAAGAGUAUCAGAUCACUCUGGCCACGACUGUCACACAGGUAAUCGCCAUGGUUACUGUAGGUAGUGCUUCCACAUGGCAGCUUUGAUCAGAGUUUCCUGUCAGUUUAAAUAAAGGUUAUUGAAUCAGAGUGAGGUGUUACAUAAAGGUGGAUUCCGCUGUGUGGUGUACGCUGAUUGUUUUCUGAUUCUUUCCUUGAGCUUCGGCCAAAGUCAACAUGGAGGACUUCCUGAUCUCACACACUCUCUCGCACACAAACACACACACACAGACACACAGACACACACACACACACACGUUUUCUCAUGACUUCAACCAUGGUCAUGACCUCAAAUUGAGUCCUUAAAAAUGAGUCAUUUAUUAGAGGACUAUUGAAAAGUUGCUCUAAAAAGCAGGGUCGCUACAAUGUCCAUAAACAGAUACAUGUCCCAAAAAUAUCAGAAAUCAAACACAAACACACACACACUUAGUCCACCUCAUUAAUCAGCUGCUGACCUCCAGUGGCAAAAGAAAAUAUUACAUGAGAAACAAGUUAAAUCUGACAAUUUGUAGUAAAUAAUUUAAAAAGUUGAACAAUAGGCAAAGGAAAAAAGUACUGUUGUCCUUUUACACUAACAUACUGUAUAUAGUGUUAUAUUGUCAAUAAUCUACUGUGUGCUUGAAUGUACCGUCAAACUUAUUGGUUUGUUUUUAUUUAAGCAGGUUAAUGCUGAGCUGAAAGUCCUUUAAUGGCUCCUGCUUGCCCUGUAUUUUAUACGUAGAUUUCUGGUCUUUCUGGAUAUGGAUUAAAAAAUCAAAACAUCACGAGGUUAUCAAGAGUUUAUCAUCCAUAUAAGAAACAAGUGAACUCUUCUUUUGGGGUUUCAGAGGCUUCAGGUGGAUCUGGAGCGUUCUGCCUCCAUCAACAGGAGUUUGGGCUCCAGAGUGGCUCAGUGCAGCCUGAACGGCCUUGCUGACUUCCUGUACAGGUAAACACAUAUUCACAUAUUUUAAAGGUCUUGUAAAAGUUUUUAUUUUUGUCAUGGACAUCUUCCAGUCAUUAUUUAGUCACUGGUGGCAUUAUGGAUGGGAUCACUAUAGAACUAAACAGCCUUUAGGGGAGGAAUCCUUGUUGAAAUCAGAGACACCUGUUAGACUAGUGAAUACUGAGCUGCUAAUUUCUAUUUGUCAAAGCAGUAACUUAACACUGUUGAACAUGAGAGAUGAUAGUUGAUCGCUGUCUUUGUAACUUAUUUCCAGUGGAUCCAAAUUAACCCUUGACAAACAAGGCAACAUUACUAGGUUUUAUUGCAUUAGGUCUGAGACCGGCAGAGAAGCUUCGUAUUUUUUGAAGUGCGAAAACUCAUUUUUUUAUCUUUUACUGGCAUCUGUAAAAAGCUUCAGUCCAGCACAGUGUUGCCAGAUGGGAAAUAUAGAAUUAUAAUAGCAGAGACUCAACAUUAUUGUAUUUUGGGGAAAAUUACCAUACACCCAUCAUAAUCAAAAUAACAAUCUUACUGUUGCAUGAUAUAUACAUAAAGUCUCAUACAGUCACUCUGUUUAGCAUCCUACAGGCAUUCACGAUUUUGUGGCUAUAGUUUGUGGUCAUUUCCCGCCCCACCCCACAUUUCUUCGCCUUCCGUUCAUCACUGUCAUCUCAUUGUUCGGAAACAAACAUCACUCACACUUCAAUUGGAUGGAAACAUCAUGUGGUAAAAGAUGCCUUUAGGGUUGGCAAAUAAAAAACUGAAAAAUAAAGUGUCUGGCAGACCGAGACAGUCCCAUUGCACCACACGUUUACAAAACUGUUAAAUUACCAUAUAUUUAGCCUUUUUUCUGGGUUAUUGAUUGUACAAAUACGAUCGUACACCUGGCAACCAUGGUCCAGCACCAUUCAGCUUCUGCAUGAAACAUGUCAUUUUGGCUUUUCCACCGAUAGAAAGUCAGAUGCAGCUUGGGGUAUUACUUAUUACACAGCUAAGUGGUCAUUAAAUGAUGACAAAGACAUGCUUUUAUAGAAAAUAUCAGAGGCUAGCUGUUAGCAUCCCCUUUUUGCCUCAUUAAUGUAGCUCUUGUCCCUCCAUCCGUUUUUCUUGUAUUCCUUCUGCCUUCAUGAGGGUCUUUCUAGAGGCACAGCUCCAGGUUUCAGCUGAGACUCAAAUCCAGCUUGCACUGGCCUUUGUUCCCAAAGUGGCAAGCCCUAACAGCUACAAUGAUAUCCCGAAAAUAUCUAAACUUUGCUGUUUUCUGGAGCCUUCAUGUUUAGGAAUAGAAAGUAGCUGGGACUUUCCUUCAGGACCAAACACUCAAAGACAGACUGAAUCAGCAAAGUGCAAAGAGAAGAAAAAGGCUAAUCUGUGAAACAGACUUGCUGAUUGUCCUGAGAAGAUGGGAGAGGCUUAGGUCAGGUUCUGGCCAAGUCUUGCAAAGCUAUCAUAGUGAGAUGUUCAGUGAAUUUGUGGUUUGAACAAUGAAUGUUAACUCAUAUAUCAAAGUAUAGGUCAUCGUGAAAGUCUCCUUGGUAGAGUGAUUGUUCAAAAAUAAUCCCCCUUAAUCAAACAUGGCUAUCCCUGAAAGGAUUGGGCUACAGCUAUCACAGUUCAUUCAGACGCUCUCUAAAAAAAAUGGAUGCAAGGCAUCUCAGAAAUAUUUAUAAAUGCCAUUUAUAUACAAAAUGGAGUCUUGGUUUGAAUUAAAGUCACAUAUUCACUAAUCUUGACUGAAGCUUGUGUUUCUAAUCUCUUAUUUCAGUUUCCAGCGUAAAGUUGAGAUGUUUCAUGAAGGGAUGCAGAGCGGGAUGUUUGGAGACAACGAGGAUGGAUAUGUGUCUAAAACCAUUGCCCUGGUCAACUGCUGUCCUCCUUUUAGGUAAAGAUGACAGAAUGACAGUGAUAGAGAUGUUCUGCAUGAACAAACACAGUAACCAGACUGCAUCCAAUUUUGUUAGCAUGAUAGUAGAGUUAGUCUGGUUCCCUGUGUCUAUACUAUUAUUGUCUUGUUGUCUUUUGAUUAAAAUUGUUUUUUUAAUGGUUUUAAAGCAUUUAGGUGAACUUCUGAAAACAUGUAUCGAACAGGAAAUUUUUUACAACAUGGUGUGCCAUAUUUGUCCACAGGGGGGUGUCACUGUUGACCAAAAAAAUUAAAAGUUUGAAAGCUGCUUAAAUUAUAAUAGUUUUGCAUAUCUGAGUUUUGAUCUGAGAGUUGUAAAUCAUAUCACUUUUGCUACUCUCUGGGCUCCUGGUGAAAAAACUUUUCACAGUGGAGACUGUAUAUGUAACAUUCAUUACAGCCAUAAGAUUGUUCAUGCUGCAAAAAUAUACAGAAAUAAUUUUUGUUGUUAAUUUCAAAUUUAAGUUUGACUCAGCAUAAGAAAGAAUAAAAAUUUUGAUGUUUUGUUUUUUAAAAUGGGGACCCCAUCUGUCGAUGUAGAGUUAUGGUUCCUGGUUGGUCAUGAAAAUGUGUGUGUGUGUGUGUGUGUGUGUGUGUGUGUGUGUGUGUGUGUGUGUGUCAUCAGAGGGUUUGUGCAGCGCUGUGCUCAGUGUGAUCCGUCAGUCAGUGAGGACUCUCUGCGUCGGGCCAACAAAGCUCUGGAUAACAUCGUUCAGCAGGGCGUCAGAGUGCUGUCUGAACGCCUUUACCUGCACAUUAGGGUACACACACACACACACACACACACACACACACACACACACACACACACACACACACACACACACACACACCUGAGUGUUUGUCAAACACAAACUGUUUCUUUGUGUCUCUGUCAAUAAAGCUUUUUGAAUUCAAUUUAAUAUUUAACUUUCGUUUAUUCUAAAGCUUUUGCUGAAACACUUUAACCUGAUAACACACAAACAGCUAGAAACAGCACAAACAUAAAGCAUUCAUUCAUGUUUCUAUCAUUAAGGUUUCAGUUUUCCGAUUUAAGUUUUAUUGUUAUCACUUCAGUUUAGUUUAGUUUGGAUCAUAAGGCAUUAAAGUAAAUGUAGUCAUUAAUGUGCAGAUAUCUUCACAGGAGCUCCAAGCAGGUUGUUCUGUUUUAUUAACUUUAUUUAAUGGUACUUUUCAUGGACAACCACUAUGAACUAUUGAACUGAUAGAUUUAUAGAUUGUAUGUCAGAAAAUUGAAUUGCAUUGAAUGGUGUUUAUAAAAGUGGUUUGAUGUCACAUUUAUAGUUAUGAAUAAUAUUAAAAUAAAGAAAAUCUUCCUUGUCUGCAUCUUUCAGCCAUUCUUUGAGCGUCUGGUGAAGAGGAAGUGGUUGAGCAACACCGAGCCAUAUGAGCAGAUCGAAGCUCUCAUUAAGGAGGAUUUUAAGAAAUACCGCAGGAUGGACAGUCCUCCGUACCAGGUAUACACUCCUGUAAUCUGUUCAUAUGAACAGGACAGGGAGCUCCUUUUUUCAAUAACUGGGAUGCACAAAUAUUACUGAUGAGGCUCAGUAUCAGCCAAGAAGUUGAUUUUUGAUCAGUCUGGAUGUUUUAGUCUACCAAUAGGAUUAUAUAUUUAAACACAGAGUAACUAAAUAAAAUGUCAGUUUUAAUGUUUUCAAGAUUUCUGUACUUUAAUGCUUCUCUAAUGGUAGAGUAUAUAUUUAUAAAAGCAUGUUUUUGUCAGACUGUGUGAAGUGAAAAUCUCCUCAGUAACUUUAUAUUUGAUUUAGCUGUAUAAUAACUUUGGGCCCUGAAAAUAAAAUUGAGAAUAUGGAUUUACAAAGCUUUAAAAUGUUCACAUGGGGCAUCUUUAGUGGCAGUCUCGUAGAAGUGUUCUCAUGUUGUUAUAGCUACCAAUUUUAUUGAAUCAAGAUGUUUGUUUGAAAAGUAAAGUUUUCAUGUUUGAUUAUUGAACUGCCAAGUUACAGUCAGAACAGUUUUUUUCUAAAAUAAGAUUAUUGUGAGUCCCUGACUCGGAUAACAAAAGGAUUAAAGGUGACUGUUGGCUGUUAGUGUUUGUAACACAGGGAUUGAAAUCAGCCAGGUUUCCUGUAUAUUUCACCCUAAAUCUAAAGCAGCCGAUUAAGGAGCUCAAUUAGUUGGGUCUCCUUAAUGCUGCUAGUUCAAGGUCUUGUCAGCUGUUUUUUGUUGUCUUCACCGCCUCUCCCCCUCUCUCUCUCUCUGUCUCUUGCCCUCAGCUGCUGGUGGCUGAGGUACACCGCCGCGUGGUGAUGGAGUACCUCCGCUCAGUCAUGAGAGGCAGAAUCAUCUGCACUUCUGCCAAAAUGAGAAAGAGGAUGGCGGGGCGGCUCAGGGACGAAGGCACCCAGAUCAAAGUCCUCUUUAAAGACCUGGUCAGUAGUCAGAAGUAAUGUGGGAAAUCUUAAAGCUGUCAUGCCUCUAGUGAAGUAUGUUAACACUGUAUAUCCGUCUGUUCUUCAGGAGUCUCCAUCCAGCUGGUUGGACAGUGCUCUGUCUCACAUCUCAGAGAUUCUCUUGCUUGAAGACGUCCCCUCCAUCCAGAUGGAAGUCGGGGUUCUAGUCCGAGAGUUUCCAGACGUGAGGUACAAACACACCCAACAAACCCCCUCCUCUGCUUCUUUUCAGUCUUUUUUAUUUGUUUCUUCUUCUGCUGUUUUUUUUUCUUUUUUUUUUUUUGCAUCUUUUGGUUGUGAAAGGUCAAGGAGUGAAACCUGUUUGGUUUUACGGUCUGAUGAGUUAAAAAAUACUUCUGCCUUCACUAAGAUUGAUUUUGUACAGUAUGAAUUAGACUUAAAGCAAAAAUAAUCUGACUGGAGACUAAAAAAGAUCAGGUGUGAGAGAGAAACUAAAGACAAAGCAUUAACACAUAAACACUUUCCUUCCUCUCUGAUGGUGACACGGCUGCUGGGAAAUGUCACCUUUAACCCACUGAGCCUGUGUGUGUGUGUGUUCUAUAUUGAGUAUGGCCCUCUUGUUAUUGUUCUCAUAAUAGCUGUAUGCAUUAUAUUUACCUUCACAAUGAGUCCUGUGAGACUUCUCUCUGCAGACUGCACGUUGUGUUUGACUCCAGUAAUAUCCGAGCAGAGCAAGGUUUUCCUUUCAAUCCUCUAUAUUCUGAAUUUUCAAAUCCAGGGCAGAUUUAAGAUUGUUGGAGGAUUAAAGGAAAAAAAUUAAAGAAAUUACCUGAAUUGUAAAUAAUUAUUAUGAUUAGUUAAAUAAUGAACAAAAUAAUUAAAGUUUAUCAGUUUCAAGAUGUUAUUAUUUGUAUUGCUUUGUAACACAAACCGACAUCAGUGAAGAAAUGCUAAACAAAGACACGUACAACAGUGUUUUAAAUGAAAGUUGAAGACAUUUUCUGACUAAAGUAAAGUUCUAGUAAAAUUAUUUUCCUAUGAGAAUAAAGUGCUACUAAGGUCACACUAGGAGAAUAAAGCCAUGAGAUAAUCAAGUCCCACUGUUAGGAGGUCAAAUUCAUAGGGCUCUAUUUUCGUGUACGCUGGUGAGGUGACGGAGGGCGGCGAGCCCCGCACAGUUGUAUUUUCGUCUGGCAGGUUUCCACAGUGUCAGGCACAUUUCAGUACAAUAAAUAAUCAUCAACAACUAAUAAUCUGAGUCAGCACAUACAUUUAGAUCUAUAUAGAUAUAUUCUGAUCUAAAUCUGAUCUGAUGAGCGCGUUUGGCACGCGUUUGGACACACAACCUGACCGAAUCAACACAGCUGAAACCGCAUUAAAUUGAAUUAAAUAUCUAGUAAAUAAACACACAUGAUGAAGUUGACUAGAUAUGUAAUUCAUCUCCCUCCUUUUCUUUCUUCUUCUUCCUCUUAUUUCUCGCACAGCUCGACCUGGACACGUCUCUGUGUCCUCUCUCCGUCCUGCUGCUGCGGCGGCUGAACAGAUGAUUUGUUUCAGUGCUCAGAUGUGUUAUCUACUUUAAGCCGACAUACAGAUAUUAUAAUAUUCAGUUUUGUGAGCCAAAUUUAUUUUAUAUGCCAACAUCUAUGAAAGAAAGAGCCAGGCCAUGGAGCGCACAAACCACCUUUGUCAUGUGAGGUUUGAAUACAUGCAACUUUAUUUGAGUGUCUUUAUUUGUGGAAAAGGGUGUUUGUCUUACCAGUGGGUCCAACAUUGCACACACCAAAUCCAUCUGUGCUUAUAUGAGAGAGUCUGGAGGACGCCCAAUUCAGCGCUUACACUGACACUUGUUGAGGAGCUGCCUUCUGUCGCCAUCUUGUGGCAUUACUGUCUUCAGACAUCUUUUGAUCUCUUUGACUACUUCACGAAAAUAGUAAUACGCCUCGCCUGUGGUGGAUUUAAAGGCAAGGAGAGGAGCUGAUGUGAUUGGUGAAAACAGGUCUCAGCUGUGUUAAACCCACUCCACGCCCUCUCUCCUCCCUCGCUACGACUUACGCUGCUGAGAGGAGCUGAGUUAGGGAGGGGGGAUACUUACGCCGGGCUGCGCUGCUCACCAAAAUACCAAAUUGUGCUUGAGAACGCCUUGUCGGCGCGGCGGACCUGACUCAUGCCGCGCCUGCGGCACGUCUCCGGCAUGUCUCCGGCGAGGCCCGAAAAUACAGCCCAUAAUGUUACAGAAAGUAAAGCUGUCUUAAAUUCAUGAUGUAAUGAUAAUAAAGUCUUUAUGUCACUUAAAUAAAGUGGUAGUUCUGGCUCAUGGUGAGCAGCUAUCUGGACCAAAAUGAGGAUCAUGAACUGUCUAGUUAAAGUGUCCCUAAUGUUCUCUCCUCUUGGACAUGGUCCCAUGUUGGUCCCGUGUUAUCAGGGUUCAGCCUUUAAUUAGGCUUUGUGUUCAGUAUGAUAGCUGCCAUGUUUACAUUUAAACCACAGUCACCUUUUUAUUCCAUCUUCUAAAAUAUUAACUGGUGGUGCUGAUGUUUCCUCUGUUUAUUUCAUCUCUGUUAAGGAAGAAGCAUGUGUCGGCCAUCUUGAACAUUCGGGGGUUGACUCGGCAGGCGGAGCGUCAGGAGAUCUUAAACAUCGUCAAAGACAUCGAGAGCAGCGACAGUGUUGGCAGUGGUGGAGGAUUGGCCCGGCUAUCCCGGGAUCGUGCUCUCUUUUCAGAGGUGCCGGUCACCUCUGAAGUCCACUGCUUGAAUGUGGGUCUGAGUCGCAUCGCUCUUACAGCCUCUUCCUGUUUCAGCACGCUGAGACCACGCCGUCGCAAGACUCGAACGCCAGCCUUGGAAAAUCCUGAUGAUGUUCUCUGAAGAGCAUACUUCUGCAAGUCCAAAUAAGUUUUUACCAUUGACGUGGUCCAAAUGAUCAUCAACUAAACCAGCAAGACUGAGACUGUCCAUCAGGCUGCUGCUGUAGAAGAAUCAAAUGACUGCAUUUUUCUCUUCUGAUGCUUUUAAGGAAAAUAAGAUUUUUGUAAAGAUGAGUUCGAUGUCAAACUGACUGAAAAUAACUAAACUUUGACUUUUGAUUUCCGUUUCUUUGAAACAGUGAAUGAGGGACGAGCUAAUGUUUGUUUUUGUUAACUGAAUGAAAAUAUUCAAGAUGAACUGCUGGACAUUAAAAGUCCAUCAUAAUGUCCCCACUGCUCAAAUAAUCCGUCACUCAAAAUACAAGCCACACAUUUACACAUUAGAUAGUCAGUUAAAGGGUGCAGGGUCUUUUUUAUAUAACUCACCUGCAUCAGGUUCUCCGUGUGUACAAAUCCUCUCUCCCUCCUUCUUUCUCAUUGCCAUAUACAAACUUUUUGCAAUGCAUGUUCAAAAAAGACACAAUUAAUGGUGGGGCAUCAUCAGUUUACAUUUUGGGAGCAAGUGAACUGAGUGUCUAUCCAGGGUUGUCUCUUGGACUUCAGGACAUUAGGGGCUGGGCCUCAACACACACAGACACACCCCCAGACCCUCAUUCCAUAUAAGAAGAGAAAGUCUAUAAUACCAUUGAAGCCACUAAAAGACAGUUCUGUUUCUUGACCAUGAAUUGAAUCAGUCUGCAGACAGUAAACAUGAACACUGUCACAGGGCCUCUGAGACCCAGGUCUAGCAUAGCAGUAAUCUCUGCAUGUCUCCUCUUCGCUUCCUGUCAGUCCUUCAGUAGUGCAGAGUUAAAUAUGUGUAAAGAUUUGCUCAUGACAAAAUUGCAUGUGUACACAAAUGUAAGGUUGAACAGCAAGUACAUCCCCUUAAGUCCUUGAAGUGGGAGGCCCAGGUUCAAAUCUGACUUGUGGCCCUUGCCACAUGCCAGUCCCCACUCUUUUGUCCCAGGCAUCAAAAAACCAAAAGAAAAUCCCCCAAUUGUUUUUUUUUUUAUAAUCCUGACAGAAACCGGGUCAGUGUUCAUCCUACUAAGAGGAAACACAAAAGAAAGGUAAAGACUGGCGUCCCUGGUGGAUGAGGUUUAACAAUGAGGACUGGCUAUCAAAAACCAGUAGUGUAGAUUAGAUUAAAAGAGUAGAUAGGAAAUAAAUGGAAACAAAAUCAUGUGAUAGUCAACUGAUAAUAACUUGUGUUUGUUUCAUAUGGGAUCUCUUCUAUCCAGUUUGGUUUCAUCAGUUUUAAACUAGAUGAAUAGUUUCCUGCAGUUAUUCUGGACUUUGGUUUUAGAUGAACUUCAUAGACAAUCAAUAUAUGAAAAACAGUUCCAAGAAUGAGAGGGGUCUUCUGGACAAAGGCUGGAACAAGAGGCCAGAACCAAACUGACUCUAACAGAUGAGGAAGACUGCUGUCACUUUGUGCGGACUGAAUUAGUAAACUGGAAUGAAAUCCAAUACUGAAGCACCUGGACUGAAACACACAGGUAACCACAGGACCUGCCUAAUAUUGGUGUUAAAAAUAAAUAUAGAUUUUAUGAGGAUUUCUAACAUUUUCAGGAUGUCUCCUGGAGCUCUUAUAAAUGUGGAGAAAGUCCACGAAGAACAGUUUUAUUGUUGCACAUGAUAAGAGAAAAAAAAUGAAAAUGUUGAGAUUUAAUCAAAGGUACUGGAUGAUGAUCUGAGUCUUUAUCAUGGUGUGUAUUUAAAGCGGUGAUUUUAGUCUGAGCUCUUUGGAGUGAUGAGGUAUAUAGAUAAAGACGCUGAAUUUACUGUGUAAUAGUUUCUGUUUGAUUUUGAAGACACGAGAAGGAUGACUGUCACUAUUUCACAGACAGAAACAUCUUUUCAUAUCCUAUUAUAUCCUACUUUCACUUCCACGUUUAACAGUUAAUCUGACAAACUAUUAGCAAGUAAUUUAUCUUCUUAUACUGAUUAUUUUCUGUGCUUGGUCACUUUGUUUCUUCAAGCCUUCUUCUUUCUGUGUAAACCUUGUCUUCAUGUACUGAUGAGUUAAAGAGCAGCAUCAGUGGUGCAUUCACAGACACUCAGAGAUUGAAGUUCUCCCUUAUUAAAGCAAACUUUGACUUUCUGACAUGUAAAGGCAAAUUUAUCAGUUCCUUUUUAAGUGCAACUCCUAGAGACAAAACUUGUAGUGAUAGACUGACCAUCAGGGGAUGGUACAGACAAAGCACUGAGUUUGUAAGUCACAUUUUUCAGCUCUUUAGAUCAGAAACAUUCAUUCAUUUUUCUACUCUUUCCUUGGCCUGGUGUAAAUGUGGAUGUAUGACAUAAAUCUCUCUGUACAGAUCAGAUUUUAAAGACAAUAAGAUGGAUCAGAUCACUGAUUGUUGUUCUCUAGUUUGUGCUAUAAAUAAAAAACUCAUGUUAAAUUUGA
Xyrichtys novacula (pearly razorfish) is the source of this 46472-nucleotide messenger RNA. NCBI's taxonomy places the organism in Eukaryota, Metazoa, Chordata, Actinopteri, Labriformes, Labridae. The record is from the annotation of a GenBank genome assembly.